Molecule: messenger RNA, 75616 nt
Organism: Porites lobata
Lineage: Eukaryota; Metazoa; Cnidaria; Anthozoa; Scleractinia; Poritidae
Source: the annotation of a GenBank genome assembly
AUGAUAUUUUGGGUUUACCCCGAAUCUCCUGGACCUUUGAUCCAUUUCAACCCGAAAGGAUGGGGCGUUCAUUUAUUGAUUACUCGUCUAAACCAACUCUAUUUCCGGUUGAUGCCACGUAAAAGGUCUGGCAUUAGAGUGAAAGCGCUGGUUGGUCGUGGACUUAAACCGAGGACGUGGAACUAUGUCGCCGCUACUUACAACCACAGAACUGGCUUGGCGACUUUGUUUAUCAAUGGCUAUCCAAUAGCACAACGAAAUGUUGGGAAGUUCCGAAAUGGACUGGCAACUAAUUACCCGAUAAUCAUUGGUAAGAGGCCAGGAAGUCGACGCGUGUUUCGUGGACGUCUCGCGUGUUUCCAGAUAUUUAACGUGGCACUCACUCGACUCCAGAUCGUCGCACUGCAGAAAAAAUGUUUCCGUCCAAGUAAGCACCUAGAAUUUAUCGGUUUUAUUAAAUCUUAUAAGACUGCUCUCCUCAAUCUGAUGUUUGUCGAGGUCGAUCGCCGAGUUCGAAAGGCUCCUGGGGACUGUGCAAUAAUUUUCAGGAGGGGAGCUUUGAAACCAGAGGGGGAGGGGCACCAUGUAAAAUCGUAGCAUAAAGAAGGGGGCAGCAUGUAAGAUAAUCUUUCAAGGAGGGAAGUGUAUAAUGUUUUUGUGGGAAGGCUGCCUCUAACCAUAAUACUGAUUUCGUAUCAAAAUAUAGCAAAGAGCUAACAAUAAUAGACCCACCCACGGUUUUUUCAGCAUGGCUGAAAAAAACGCUUUAAAAUCAGUAAAGUUUGCCGAGUUUGAAAGUGAUUCGCUGAAAACUGACGAAGAUACAGCUCAGCAAAGUCGAUGAAUUUUACAGAGGUGUGUAUGGUGAGGGGUGGGGUGGGUGCAAGGUCGUGCCCCCCCCCCUCCCCCCUGUAAAAUUUCGCGGCUUUGUGGAGCAAUAGUUUCGCUCGCUUUGGGCGUACCAACUUUAAAAAAGACAACUUUACUAAUUUUAAGGCGCUGUUUCCAGCAUUAUAUAUAUUAGCUUACUGGCCUUUAUCAAAACUUUAAAAACCGUGGAAGGGUGCAUUAGUACUAAAGCUAUGAACAAUUCUGGUUACAUGAUAUUUUAGCUCAUUUGUAACUGCACACGGGUGUAUCCAGGAUCUCGGGUAGGCGGUGUCCCAUUACAAGACAAAACGAACUAACAGAUUUAAUGUCCCCUCAAAAGUAAUUACUAUUAAAUGUAAAGACACCCCCAAGAGGAUGUGGCUUUAUGCUCCCAAAAAUGAGCAGCUCAAAGAAACAUUGCCAAACAUUGAGUCGAACAACGAGCACCAACUCAGUUCGCCGACGGGCGAAUAGGUAAGAUAAGUAGCGCCAUUAACGAUUCAGUGGAGGGAAAGAGGGACUAGUAGCUCGCGUUCUGAGUUAUGUUCGUGCUGAUCAUGACUCAACCAGAAAUCGAAGGCAGUGAUCCAAAUGACUCAGAGUAUCAAUAAAGUGACCAGCUGGAGGUCGGUCAGAACUAACUUGCCUUUUUUGGCAGGGGGCGCUACGUAAUAUUACUUCAUGCCAGGCUCUUUUUUCAGAGUCCCCCUCCUGAUAAUUAUUGCACGAUCCCUUGAUUCUUGUGGCGAGCGAAAAUUGGGCGGAGUACAAAUUACCCGUUAGGGUUGGGGCGAGGAAUCAAGAAAAAUAUUCUCACUUUCUUUCACUCCCAGUCCCCUUGCUCUCUCCCCAGAGUUCGAACAGCAUAUGAAAUCAUGAUGGCGAUUUUUUGAACUCAGGGAUCUCUCUCGACAAUCACCAGGGAAAUGGGGGAUUAUGAAUAGCCUAGUAUUUUAUGCCCUUUCUCCAUGAAAACUAACGGUGUUAACGUUGGUUUUGUUUUCUCUCCAGUUCCCACACGCCCACCAACGCCAGUACCAGGUGAUUAUUCUUUAAUCCUCUUUAAAAAUGUUUAUAGGGAAGUACAUGUAUAUGCUAAAGCAGUGACAGUUAUACUCCGCCAUAACUUUCUGCUUGUUUUUGAUUCCAGUCUGUAAAUCUCGCGUGGACCUUGGAAUACUUGUCGAUGUCUCCAGAAGUAUAAUGCGAAAGAACUUCAGAAAGGUCAUUGAUUUCUUGAAAUCGCUGGUUAGCUUCUUUCCGCUUUCUACGCGAGGAACCAGGGUUGGUUUGAUGAUAUUCCAUUCUCGAUCCCAAGUCGUGUUUGGUUUCAAUCGAUAUGGUUCACGAGCACAACUUGUGAGGGCAAUUGGCCGCUUAAGGUUUGUCUGACUGUGGCAAGAAAAUAUAAACUGGGAAAUUUGUUUCUUAACACUAAAUGAUUUAAACCUACGUUAGGGGUAAUAUAAUGUAGAGUUUUUUACGUCCACUCUGAAAUUUGACUAGGCACCAACCCCGGCGGCGUGGUACGUACAUCGGAAGAGCACUGCGUAACGCCAGAAGAAGACUUUUCCGCAGGCGAUCACCACGUGGACGUAAACGAGCUCUACUCGUCAUAACCGACGGUGUCUCCGCGGAUCGUGUUCGUCGACCCGCUUUACGGCUCAGGAAAGACGGCGUGGAAAUCUUUGCCUUGGGUGUUGGAUCUGGUUUUAGAAGACGUCAGUUGCAACUUAUUGCCUCAAAUCGUCUUAAUCUAUUUACAGCCGGUUUUAGCCGUCUUGGAAAAGUCGUGAAAGCUAUUAAAGAGAAAGUAUGCGAGCCUGCUAAACCAUCACCUAAACGUAAGUUCUCGUGUCUUUUGCUAAAAGUAGAGAGUAGUUCAAUGAAUAGCAGUUAUUAUCAGCAGUAUUAUUGUUGUUGUUUUAGAUCUGUAUCAAGAUGUCGAGAAAAGUCAAAUAUUAUUCACCAAUUGAGAAUAAUUUUCCCUUUCAUUCACCUUAUCUCGUUCCAACUUUCUUCUGGCAUUUAUCCUCUUCAUUUCUUCUCCGCCUCCCUGCCCCCGUCCCCCGCUGAAUCCUCGCGUGGUGUUCAAAACACUAGUUAGAAACACUUGGAAGAGGUAGGAUGGAUCAUUCUUCAGUUCUUACGAAAAUGGUCAGUUUUCUUAAGUCUGUUCUCUUUUUUUGUUUUGUAGCCCCCGUUCCACCGCCAACAAGUAAGUACGGUAUAAAUUUAGAUAGGUUACCUGUUGGUUCAAGAUGUAUUUUAUUUAAUAUAAGAAUUAUGAAUAGUUUUAGGACAAUAAUAAAUAAUUGUGUUCCCAUUAAAACUGAUCAGCUUCAUUUGAUCAUUCAAAGCUAUUUUAUGGAUUCCGGAUUCGUAAUAAAAAGCUUUGUUUUAUCAGGACCACCACGUGCCGCGGCUUUGUACCCUCUUAACAGCAGAACCCAAGGUCGUGAUAUUGGUCCAAGAAAAAAUAAACCUGGGCGUUCUCGAGGAGUACGUCUGUCUCCUGGACCAGAUGGCUUCCCCAGGGGUUCAUUUUAUUUCCUCGGUCAACGUGGGAGUUACACGUAUUUUACAAACCAUGGAGGUAUCGAUACCAGAAACUCGAUCACUCUUUUAGCGUGGGUCUAUCCCGAGAGUGGUGGACCUAUAUUCAACUACAGACCCCGGGGCUCAGGCGUCAGCUUGUGGGUCAUCAGAACAAGGACGCUGUAUGCGAAGUUUGUACGGCGCUCUGGAAAAGGUGCUUUUGUACUGAGAACUCGACAAGCUCUUCGACCGCGCAUGUGGAACUACAUUGGCGCAAGUUACGACUGUAAGACUGGGUUAGCAACGUUAUGGCGGGAGUCUUCGCCCAUCGCUCAAAGAAACAUCGGAAGAGGGUUAAGGCUGGCCACUAACUAUCCUGCUGUUAUGGGAAACAAGCCUGGCUCCAGGACAUAUUUCCGCGGUCGUAUCGCAUGUAUGCAGGUGUUUGAUGUGGCUUUGAAUGGUCUACAGAUGCGCAAGCGCAGGAAUGUAUGUUUUAGAGGUAAGGAACAAAGCUUAGAAGUUCUCCUAGCUAAAAACAGCUCAAAGUUUUCUCAGGUUAUUGAAAUCUGCGGAGGGUUACAACCAGCUUCCAAUUGCAGAAGUUACCUGACUGCCAACCUUGCGUGGACAUUUAGACCUGCCCGAGAAGACUUGUUAAUCCGCGACUAGAACUUUGGAUCGAAAAAUCUAGUAGGGGCUUUCUGAUGUACCCCUCUACUUUUUUACCAAUGCUGUUGGUGAACUAUAAUCUUUUGCAUGACAUCAAUUUUAACUUUCUGUGUCGUACUUAGUAACCGAUAAUGAAUUUGAUUCUCUUCUUAGGUGGCCCUCCGCCCACGCCACCUCCACCUGGUAAGUAUCUUACUGUAUGGGCGAAUCUUUGUUUACACUUUUUGCCUCAUUAAUAUAUGCUUAUCACUAUCUGGUGAUGCUAAUAAAAUAAAAACUCUGAGUAUUGAAAGGGCAUAACAGUUUCAGUUAUCUCUGAAAAUUUGAGCCCAAUACACCGAAUGGUUUCGGAGAAAUUCUCUUCUAAAAACUCGAAGUUUUACAGAGAAUGUAUGGCUGAUAUUACAUUGACUUCAAGGGAGGGCUUCUUUAACUUGCGCACUUGUUUACAAACUAGCUUGCCCGUGAUGUUAAGUCAUACGGUGUUUCUUCCUCAGAACUUCCACUUCUCGUGGCCAUCUUCCCCCUCGACAAGGAAUCCAAGACCAAGGACAUCACUAAGAAUAAUCCACCAGGUAUACCAUCAAACGUCCACCCUGCUCCAGGCCCUGACGGACGUCCUGACGGAUCAACUCUUUUCUUCGGAUCAACUAACAGCUACAUCGAGUUUCCAAACAAUGGCCAACUAGACACCAGGCGUUCCAUGACUAUCUUAGCCUGGGUUUACCAUAACGGGCGUUCAGGUCCAAUAUUUAACUACGACCGGCGUGGUUUUGGUGUUCAUUUAUGGAUGGUUGGACCCAGAGUUCUUUUUGUGCGCUUUGUAAGACGCUCCCGCGGAAGGACGUCGUCAGUAGCAACCUACUCUAAAAAGCCACGUUAUCGCGCGUGGAAUUACAUUGGCGCCACGUACGAUUACAACACAGGUGUGGCGACACUAUGGCUCAACUCCAGGCCCGUUGCACGGCAAAGCAUCGGUCGCUUUGAUUUGGCCACAAAUUAUCCAGUCAGAAUGGGUGCUCGAAUUGGAGAUCGAAGAGCAUUCCGUGGAAAAAUCGCCUGUCUACAGGUGUAUAGCGUCGCUUUGACAGCAAAGCAGAUUCGUGGGGCGCGGAAGAGGUGCUUCAAGAAGAGUAAGUCGAUUUGAUUAUAUCUAUUGAAGAGGAAGACUAUUAAAGGGCUAGUUAAAGAAAUUAAACAAGUCUUUUUUUUACGAUUUUACAUGGUCUUCUGACAAUGUUUGGAAGAAGCACUUUUUUGGUCAGGUUUAACAAUAUUUUUGCUGUCUCAUUUAAGUUCUAUUUUGUCCAUGAAUACCCAUAAUCCAUUCAAUGCACUGACCAUUUCUUUCUCUUUUCCAUUUAGUUAUUAAGCCAACUCCACCUGGUGAGUACUAUUUUGUGUUUUAUGAAACCCAGUUAAAGCAAUUUCAUGUUCUUUUGUUGACAGAUGAUGUAUGAUCAAGACAAGAUGAAACAGACAACUAGUCACUAGGCUCAAUUUGUGUGCUUGGCGUGUGAAAAACAACUAGUUAUUUAAGAGGUUAACGCAAGGCUUGGGAAAAAUUAUAGGUUUUUUUUUCUAUCAGAUUAAAACUGUUUGUCUUUCUUGCUUUUCCAUUAGACUUGAAGACUUUUCAACAAAUCAUAGUGCCGGAAAUGAAUUUUUAUCCCACUAAAACUGUCGUGACUAAAACUUCCAUGCUUGCGUCAUGAAAACUACCAAUAGGUAUCUACUAAUGUCUAAUCUAGGGAAUCGCUACUGGCAUGUCCUUAAAAAGGUGGUACAUUGAUUCCUUUAACCUUUCCCUUUUUUCUGAAUUCUGGAGGGGAUGGUAGUCUUUCAAUUUGUUUAUUAAUGUGGCGCAUUUAGCUUUUAAGCAUUACUAUGAAUAUAUUUUCUUUUGUCUCGUGUUUGUCAGCUCCAGUAUCGCCCUCCACUCGUCGUCCAGGAAGUAAGUUUAUGUCUUUUUUUUCUUUUUCGUGGGCAUUUUUUCUGAAAUUAUUUUACUCUUAAAAUAACGGUCCCACGUCAAUAUAUAUGAGAAUGAUCCUGCUGUUUUCGUCUUCUUUCGCCCCCUUGUUCUCUUUUGCCCUUAUUUAUCGCUUUUAUAGCAACUAAAUAAGUACAGUAAACAAGAAUGAAUCUGUGGUACUAAAAUGCUUAAAAAGGACAUUUAUUUACCUUUUUAAAAUACCAAAUAGUUUGAACUGUUAAGAAUUAAUGCAUCAGUUAAUGUUUCUUCUUAAUUGUACUGUUUCAAUAUGUGAUGUUUUAUUUAGUGUGUACACUAUCUGUGGACCUCGGUUUUCUCAUCGAUGGCUCUGGAAGCAUCGAAUACCAAGGAAAAGGAAACUUUCCUCGUAUGCUCAACUUCGUCAAGUCUGUUGUCAGCUUCUUUGAAGUAUCCCAAGGAAAAUCACGAGUUGGUUUCGUGCUCUUCUCCUCUCAUACGAUUCCGAUCUUUCCGUUUGGACGAUAUUCGUCCAAGGGUCAAAUUCUCAAGGCAAUAGAAAGGGUUCGUUACCCUCGAGGAGGAACUAGAAUUGGUAAAGCUUUGGACUUUACUCGUCACUACCUCUUCAAGGGCUCCUCCCUUCAAGGAAGAAAGCGAGUGCUGGUCUUACUAACAGAUGGUUUGUCACAGGAUCGUGUUGGUUCAGCGGCAAGUCGUAUGAAAGCUACAGGUGUUGAAGUUUUUGCUAUCGGACUUGGAAAGAAGGUUAAGCAUCGGCAGCUGAGGCUGAUUGCAACAGACCGGAACCACGUGAUGACCACGUCCUUCAGCACACUGAUGACACUCAUACUAAAGCUAAAGAAUCAAAUUUGCCGAAAACUUGGUGAGUGGAAUGUUUUAAGUUCCUAACAAAGUUCUGGGCGAAGUUCAUACUUAUUUUUUUACUAGGAUCCUCUUAAUUUUUUUGCACUUUACUUGUCAGUUCCUACAGUUCGCCCAGUUACACAACCAACGAAACCAAGGGGUGAGUCACUUUAUUACUUUAACUUUUAAUUCAAUGACGCAAUAUAAUCUCUCCAUAUUAUUGGAGCAGAUUACCGUUGUCAGUCUGUUCAAUUCUGUGUAAAGGUUGCGCACUGCUCACUGAUGCUUCUCGUGUUUGGCCAAAAAACGUAGAUUGAUUGACUUACUGGUUGCUUGAACGACUGAUUGGUUGGUUGGUUGAUUGAUUGGUUGGUUGAUUGGUUGGAUGGUUGGUUGAUUGAUUGAUUGAUUGAACGACUAAUUGACAGAUUGAUUUAUUGGCUGCUUGGUUGGUUUGUUUGUUAGUUGGUUGGUUGAUUGAUUGAUUGGUUGAUUAUUGACUGAACGACUGAUUGAUUGAUUGAUUCUUCCAAGAUUGCUCGGAAAAUAUAGUUCAGUUUUUUACGACCAUUAGUUUAAACUGGUCCAUCGGCAUUAUUAGUAGUUCUCUGAAAAGUAAUUGUGUAAAAACUGCUGAAUUGUAGCCUAAAUCGUAUCGAACAAUGUACGUUUUUGUUUACCAUGAUCUGACAAAGUAGCGUUUCAUAAACAGCGCUAGUCCUUCGUAGCUUAGUGGUUAGAGCAUGCGAUCGGUGUACGGAAGGUCAUAGGUUCAAUUCCUGUCGGGGACUCAGAUUUUUUCCUUGUCCCAUUCUAUGCUUGUGACAUGUUGAUCACAGUGCUCGAACUUAACUUUUAGCUCUGGUCUUCCACUGGACCAGUAGGCUAAGAAUUUACUGGUCCCAGGAGCAAAGUUACUGGUCACCCUUUACAUUUUUUUUUGCACGUAUUUAAUUUGUGUGUGUAGGUAAAAACAUGUAAAUGCCACACUAUGAUCAAAUAAACACAACAAUUUACAUGUAUCUUUUUAGUGAUACAUAGCAACAAUGAUAAGUGUAUUACAAUUAUAAUUCUUCCCAGUUACAGGCCAUAGUUGCAACAUAAAUAGAAUAGCAGCAGUUUUAUCAACUUCAUUGCUGUCUUAGGCUUAAGUUAGGUCAUCAAUCCUUUAAGCAAGGCCUUCGCAUUCUUUGUGAUGCCUGGUUCCAAUGCAAAAUUGCCCUUUCAGCUGUAAAGUCCUCGGGACUUGAACCAUUGAGGCAGAUGUUCAUGAGCAUGUCAACAGUUUCAACAUCAAGUGAGUUUCGAUACUCUGAUUUGAGUCGCCCCAUACAAGAGAAUCCCCUUUCACAGCAAGAUGAGGACACUGCCAUUGCCAGACAAAUCUCAACCACCAUCAACAUGUGAGAGAGUUCAAGUUCAUCUGGAUGCACCUGAUUGAACACUUCUACCCAGAACUCAGCCUGACUUAAGUUUGCAAUGCGUUUGUGGUCAUAACAGUACAGUUUUAGAGAUAGCCACUGAUCCUUUGAUACUUCCAAGUCGAAAGCAUUGCUUCUGAGGACUGCCUGAAAGUGCUGAGCCACAGUAACCAAUUCUUCUUCUCCAUACAAACCUAGAUCAUUUUUCUCUCCUUUGGCCAAGACUUAUUGUUAGUGAUAACACCGCAAGCUUUUUAGUACUGGGGAAGUGAAGUCUUCAAAUCUUGAGGCUAGAAAUUGCUUAGCAUCAGUGAUGAUUGAUGCUUUACUUUGCUCAAACAAUCUGUCAUCUGUGUUGGUCCUUGUAAGACUGACCCCCUUGAACACUGUUCCAGCUCCUACUUCUUCUUGAAAGGCAGCAAGAUGUUUCCCAGGUCGUCUUCGCAUGUUCUCUAAGGCUUGACUAGCUCGCUCAAUCUCAGCCUUCACUUGCGAAAUAGAGAUAGAAUCCUUCUGAAAAAUAAGUGAGAUCUUUGACACUUCCUCUAGAAUGUCCCACAUUAAAUGAAGGUGAAGCUGGAAUUUGUAAGCCUUGAGCUUCUUUGACAAGUUCCUACCCCGUCCUUGCAUUUCUGCUGAAGAAUCUCUAGCUUCUGCCGUGUGCUCAAAGUGAGAAACAAUUGCUUGAAAGUUUUUUUGAAGUAGAACAGUUAAAGCACGGAGCAAAUGAGGCACCCAACGAGUUCCACUGGCCUUUGUUGGUUUUCCCACUUUUAUUUCCAUUGCCUCUGCCAUUUCUCUUAGUUCUCUUAAAGCCUUUGGGGAAUACUUAUAGUGUUUCCAGCAGCCAUUUAAAAGUUCCUUGAUGCUCAUCAUUGUUUCAUUGCACUUCAAAGUGUCACUAAAUGCAAGUUCUAAAUUGUGUGCUACACAAUGAAUUGGAAUAACUUGAGGUGCUUGUUGUUUAAUUAAUGAAACCACACCACCAAUCCUGCCCAUCAUAACUGAUGCACCGUCUGUGCCAGUGCUGAUCAGUUUUGCAUCCACUGAGGGUCGAUCUUAUCCAUAACCGACUUGAUUGCCUUUAGAAUUCCUGGUGCCUUUGCACUUUCAACCUCAGCCAGCUCAACAUAGCACGUUUUUGGAGCCCCACCUGAUACAAAUCUCACAUACACUAUUUCUUCUUCCAAACAUGACACAUCUGUUGCUCCAUCUGCCAUUAUAGAUAUAAACUUAGCAGUGCUUAAAGAAUCUAUGAGAUCUGCCCUCAAGGUAUCAGAUAUAUGUUUACAAAACUCUUUACAAGCAUGAUCAUUCAUGUACGUGUUUCCGAGGUUUAAGCCAUUCUUUUUUUGCAAUGAACACAACUGUGAGAAUAUAGAAAAUGGAAGUUUCAAAUAAGCUAUAUAAUAUGCUGUAUUAAAAAGAUACUCCAUUUUCUUCAAUGUUUCUUCAUCAAGUCUGCUCAAUGCAGCAGGCAAAGGUCUUUGCUCUCUUGGACGCUCGCUUGCACGUUUAGCUGCUAAACUCAUAGCGUGUCCUUCACUGGCCUCGUGAACCUUUAAGCUGUCAGUUUGAAAGUUAUUUGUUCCGACCCUCAAGGAAUAAUGUGUGUUUUUCCCAUUUGGAAAUUCCCUGCAAAACUCGCAAAACAUUUUGUUUUCUUUCUCAUUAAAGUGGAGCCAUCUGUACUUUUCUAUCCACGAUUCCUGAAACUUCCGUGUUUUCUUUAUCGGAGUUGCAGCAGGCGGUGCUGGUGUUGUGUUGCUUUCUUGAUUUUGCUUUCCUCCGAAGAAAGAACUCAGUGAGCAUUGAAUUUUUUUUCGUUUGGACAUUUCAAGAAGUUGUGUUUUGAAAGAAAAUAGAGAUUCAAUCAACAUCGAUCAUUUGGCAAACGCGGGAAGCCGCCAUAUUGAAUCCCACAAUCCAUUUAAUCUCAGCGUAGAACCCAGACUCUUACCUGCCAGGCCAGAAACGCCUAGCGAUUUUUGCUCGACGUUUUCGAAGCAUUCGCUUUCAGAAAUUCUUUAUCUGCUUUGACACUUUUAGCCCCUUUCAGCAAGAUACAAAAGCAAUUAUUUAUCGGGGUACUGUAACUUUACUCGUCCACAGGACUAGUGGCAAAAAAACCUACUCGUUUUGGGCAAUUUUUACUCGUUUUGGACGAGUGGACGACCGUUAAGUUCGAGCACUGGAUCACCUCAUUUCUCAUUUCUUCACCGAGCUGAAAAUUUAUCAUCAUUCUUAAUUUAAGUUUGGUUUGUGCCUUCAUAGUUAAACUGCCCAAAACUCUCGCGGUGUAUCCCCUGGACAGGAGAAGAGGUGGACGAGACAUUAGCCGAAGUCGAAAUCCCAGUGCAAGACUUAUCGGAGUUAGAUACAACCAAGGCCCUGAUGGUCGUCGGGACGGCUCCGUUCAGUUUUACGGACGACGAAACAGCUACGUAGGGAUUCCGAACACAGGACGACUGGACGCUCGAUACUCUAUUACUGUUCUCAUCUGGGUGUAUAACGAGGGCAGACAUGGCAUUAUACUGAAUUACAACCCUAAUCGUAAAGGGUUCCAACUUCGCAUGAUCAGUAGAAGAGUUCUCCAAGUAGUGAUAGUACAGCGCAGGCGCAGGAGAGUAAUCACGGUACGAACGCGUGGACGUUUCAUGAAAUACAAGGCUUGGAACUAUGUUGGCGUUACAUACAGCGAGAGACGACAAACCAUGACGAUCAGGGUAAAUUUAAAAGUUGUCGCAAGAAGGAGAAUCGGACGGCUACAGUUAGAUACCAGGAGGUCAAUCAGGCUUGGAAGCCAAAGAGGCAAUAAUAACUACUUCCAGGGUCGCCUAUUUUGUCUUCAGUUGUACAGUGAGGCACUGUCUGGAAAGCAGAUCAACGAAGCUAAGAAAAAGUGUUUCCUUAAAGGUAAAAAUUCACACUUCUGUAAUUGUUGCUGCUGCUGUUACAAAAUGGGUACUUGAAGGAGACGUUAUUGUACUUGUUUAGAUACCUAAUCGAACAAAAUGACGACUGGUACUUACGGCUCUCCCAGGCAAUCGUAAUUUUCAAAUUUGUCCUUUCACUGUCAACAUUGUAGAAUAAGUAAAACGAAUGCUUUACCUGCCCCGUUAAUGAAACAGUUUACCUAUAUCUUAACCAGAAUACAGACAUAUUUCGAUGCUUAGACCUCAAAAAUCUUGAUAUUUAGUAGUUUUUCCUAGAAUUUCAGCUGUACUUGACCCAUAACGUUUACAAGCCCGGCCUAUUGCUUUUCUUUUUCUUCGCAGGGCCACCCAUUGUUACUCCGACACCCACCCAGCAGCCAAAGCCUGCGCCGAGGAGUAAGUUUUAUUCUGUUCCAUUAAUUUUUUCCUUCUACCUGUUGUAAUUAAAAUGCCGGCCAACAUUGUUUAGAUCUUUUCUGUGAUUUCGGUACCAAUCACAUUUAUCGACAAGUUGUGUUUAUUCUAUUGUCGUUACUCUUCCCCGCAGUUUUUAGAAUCAUAUUAUUCCGUGAUAUAAUUAAAUAUUUCAUUAAUCAGUUACUCAUUUAUCUUACAGUACUUUUUGUUUCAUUUUUCUAUUUUUAACAGUUUGCCGAGCUCGUAUCGAUCUCGGGUUCCUUAUCGACACCACCACUAAAGUCGCCCGCUCCAGAAGGCGAAACCUCCAGCAGGUUAUCAACUUUGUCCGGGAAACUAUUCGUCGAUUUACAAUCUCUAGAAGAGCAACACGCGUCGGUGUAGUAACGUACGCGUCACGUGCUCGUACAAUCUUUGAUUUCUCCAGGUCGUACACACUAGGGCGUAUUUAUAGUGCGAUUCGCCGAAUUCGGUCUCUCAGAGGUAGAAGACGAUUGGGUAGAGCUUUGUAUUAUGCCAAACGCUACCUGUUUAGAGGAAAACCGCAAUGUGGAAGACGAAGAAUCUUAAUCGUGCUGACAGCUGGGCAGUCAAUCGAUAGAGUGCGGAGACCAGCGGUCGCGCUUCAGGGAGCUGGCGUCGAGUGUUUUGUGGUUGGGCUAGGACGUGUAAGUCGUAGAAGUCUUCAAAGGUUAACAACUGACAGGCAUCACGUGUUUGUUGUCGGAUUUACACAACUUUAUACUAUAGUGCGAACGCUCAAGGACAGGAUUUGCUACUCCCCAGGUAAGGGCUCUGCAUAUUUAAAGUGACCUCAAGUUAAUUCAACUUGAUUCAAAGCUUUGCACGUGGAAAGAAUCAAAUUCAUUACCUUGGUUGAUGACUCAUUUUCUCUUGUAAAUUAGUACACAGUAACGUAAUUCGCUGGUUUCAUAAAGGGCAUACUACAUUCUAAAGGCUCCAAAACUCAAAAAAACUGAUUUUACAGGGGAACACAAUUACUGGCAAACAAAUAGUUAUUAUUCUGGCCCAAGAGGUUAAGAAUCACAACUGCCCGGAGGCAAACCAGUUGGUUAUUUAGAAGGGUGACCGAGCAGCCAAGGAGGUGAACUCGGGCUACCGAGAACAAAUCCAGCAAGCUUUAAAGGCGGGGAUUGAAAUCGGGGCCUCCGAAUUAAAAUUCCAGCGCUCCAAACGCCUGCCACCCUGCUUCCUCUGUGAAUGUCGCUCCACCCUCUGUUUUUUUUUUUUCAAAUUGAGUCCAUGCUCUGAUAUCUACAAUCUAGCUUCGCUGCUAUCGAACUUUUAUGUGCAGCUUUCUAGCGUCAAUGUUCCAGAUAUUCAUUGAAAUAUUGCUCAAAUAUUGUUAUUUGUUUUUAGUUAUUCGCCGUGGCGCAGUCGCCGUUUACCAGUUUACCAGCGAGUCCAAAAACCGUGACGUCAGUAGUUUCGUCAAUCCACCAGCGAGAUUUGUUGGUGUGUUCUAUUCACGUGGCCCUGACAACCACCCUAGAGGCGCCAUCUCCUUCAGAGGAAUAAGAACUAGCUACGUCCUUAUCCCCAACAACGGCUGCCUAGAUACGAGGUAUUCAAUAACAAUUAUUUUCUGGGUUUACCCCGAGAGUCCUGGACCAUUAAUUCAUUUCAAACCAAAUGGCUGGGGUGUUCAUGUUUGGAUAGUGAAAUCAUUUAGACUCUACGCCCGGUUCGUUCCUCGUUCUGGUAAAUCUGUGAGGCCGCUGUACAAAAAGAUCAAGCCACGUCAAUGGAACUACGUCGCUGCUACAUACGACCACCGGACAGGUUUAGCCACUUUGUGGCUUAGCAGCCUACCCAUAAUCCAACGGAAGAUUGGACGCUUCCGUCUUGGUUUGGCAACUAAUUACCCGAUUGUGAUUGGACGCAAGCCUGGCGAUAGACGUAGGUUCCGUGGGAAGAUCUCUUGCUUUCAGAUUUACAACUUUGCGAUGAAUGGUGUACAAAUUCGCAGCAAAACGAAAAGAUGCUUCCGAGCAGGUUCGUAUCAGUAUUUUUUGGUAAACACUCGCUUUGAAUACAAUACGAUAAAAUCGAUUUUUUUUCUGUGGAUCAGAAUAUGUGCUGAAAAGCAGGCGAAUGUUUGUUUGUUCGACCAUCCACGCAUUCCCAACAUUACACCAGCGAAUUCAUAUGCUCGCGCGCCCUCGGUAAAGCCUGUACUUCUUGAGCAGGUCAAUUCUCUCCUUAUUUUACGUGAUUUCUGUUUUAUUUUACUUUAGUUCCAACGCCUGCGCCCCCAUCCCAUCACCAAGCCCAUCGAAGCCUCCAGGUAAGAUGCACAGCCUGUGUAUUUUAAUUUGUUCUCUUCUUGUCUAGGAUGAAAAGUAACCUAGAAGAAGAGUAAAGUCACACCCUUAUUUAUGACCCCCACGGCUCGUAAGCAAUAUACUAUCUAUUUGAUAACAUCCUCCUAGAUCUGCACAAUUCUUCACAUCCUACUCAGCCUCAUUCAGUAAUAGCUAAAAAUGCGUAGUGGCCUAGAAGGGGACAGGGGACCGUUGCUUGUUACUAUAUUUAAAAUCACAGACUCUAAAUACACUUUAUAUAAGUGAGGUUUGCCCUUGGAUAUAACAGUGGUCUUCUUUGUUUUCAGUUUGUCGAUCACGAGUUGAUCUGGGCUUCCUCAUCGAUGGAUCGGGAAGUAUACGAAAGCAUUUUACUCGCGUCCUUGACUUUGUCAAAACGCUCAUCAGCUUUUUUCCAAUUUCCCCGAGACAAACGCGUGUCGGUGUUGUGGUAUUCUCAUCUCGGCCAUAUCCCAUCUUUCCAUUCAACCGUUACUACUCGAAGACAAGCGUAAUCAGAGGAGUUGAUCGUAUAAGGUACCCGUAUGGAGGAACUAGGAUUGGUCGAGCGUUGAGAUUUGUUUCAAGGUACGAAUUUUCAAAAGUGAAGUUUAUUUAUGGAUGGUCGGGGCGACUGUGGGAAAAAGAAAUAAAAAAUAGGGAACGUUCAUUAAUACACAGCUGUGAAGAUGAAUUUAGGCUUGAAUUGCGUUUUAACGCACAAUCGAAGAAUUUUCGGAUGCUCAGUACUCCAACGGCUAUAGGCAUUUCAGUCAAACAGAAGAAUAUUUCUCACGUCUUUUAAAAGAUCUGUUUUUCUAGUUCCUGAUCUCUCGCCUAACCGUUUUGAAUAAUAAGGAAGAGGCCAAUUGCAGGAUGACAUCUUUUUGUUACCAGGACCAGAAUUCAUUUCGUUUUUACUUUUAUAUUUGAAUUUGGAAAUUUCAAUGAGAGUUAAUAACAAAAGCCCUUAUUUGCACAAGAAAGAAAAACCCUGAAGGGGCGGCUUGAUAACUCUGCAAGGCCAUGUCCACGGGAAUCCAGACAUUUCUGAAAUCGCAUAUUUUUUAUCCGGAUUCAUGUGGCCGCCGCUCUGAAUAGCGGUUUCAAAAACAAUGCAUCGCCCCAUGCAAUGGAAUUCGGAUUCCGGAAUGCGGUAAAUUUUUGCUUGUGGAAUCCGGAAUCCUGGGCUUUGGAAUCCGGAAUACAGCUCAAGGAAUCCGGAAUCACACUAACGAUUGCAUUCCAGAAUCCAAGUUCUACUGACAAAGACUAGAAUCCAGUACCUGGAAUCCGGAAUCCACAGCGUGGAAUCCAGAAUCCAGAACUGUCUUGGAUUCCCUUAAAGGGGGCGAAAUGCGAUUUGGGUGUCCGGAUUCACCGGUUUCGUUUGGAAAGAACUGACUGAUUUGUAGAAAAAUAGUAUGCGGUUUAAAAUUUAUCCGAAUUCGUGUGGACAUAGCCUUGAGUUAUGACCCUUAUUUCUGUUUUGGCUGUUUGCGUGUCGAGGUUCUUAUGCUGCACUGAUGAAGCUCACCUAUUCUCUAUUGUUAUGCAGGAAUGAAUGCACGUCCCAACUCAGAAUUAGAUUACGCGUGUUGGACAAUAUAAACGCGCAUGUUUAGAUUUAAUUAGCGGAACUCUUGAAUCAGGUUAAACUUCCGACACAUACCAGGAGGAAAAGGUUGAGAAGUCUACAAUUCAAUCAAGUGCUGUUGUAAUUUACAGUGGGAUCCCGAUUUUUCGAACCACCUUGGGAAAGGUUCGACUCAUUGGGUGGUUUGAAAAAAAGACUGUAAAGGGCUUGAAAAAUCGGUAUUCUACUGUAUGUAUAUAUUUUGUUGUCCCCAGGUUCCUUUUCUCGCGUGGAAGAAUAAGAGGAAGAAAGUCCGUCCUUGUCAUUCUGACCGACGGCAUCUCACAGGAUAAUGUUGUCCAACCAGCCAGGAGUUUGAAGGGCAAAGGAAUUGAACUUUUCUCCUUAGGGAUUGGUAACAAGUUCAGGAGACUCCAACUUCAACAGAUGGCGUCAAGUCCAUCGCAUGUGAUGACAGCCGGAUUCAGAAAACUGAGCACUGUAUUAGCCGCUCUUAAGCACAGGGUUUGCAUGCCUUUUGUUCCACGUGAGUGUUUCUUUAUAAUUACAGUCAAGCCAGGUCAAGCGUAUCCCCCUCAAAAUUCUAUUCAUUCCUCUAUGCGUUCUUGCAUGCUUUAUGAGUAGUGAAUUAACUCGCGAGGUAUCUAUCAAAUUUCUGUAAGCUUGUCAGUUUUCCUGAAUUUGAUUUAACUUUCUUCAUGGCAAUUUUUUCCAUUCAAAGAUUUUCCAGUUUGACCGAAUACUUGCUGCUCAUUAUGCAUUCAGGAAUGCAGAUUUAAGUCAACUCUACACUAACUUUAGUUGCGGCAACGACUAACGGAUUCAUGUUUCAAAUAAUCAGUUCAUUAACAGAUUCUACAGCGGUAUGCUUAACAUGGCUUGACUAAGUCAAUUUGUGCUAUUUCUUAUUGAAACUUUCUUGUUCACAGGACAAUCGGGAGCUUAACCAAAAAUGGCGGUUAAUGCGCGUGACUGGCCUUGUAAACCAAGAUAUAGUCAAACCCCUUUAAUACGGACACUAAGGGGGCCAUAGAAAGUGUCCGUAUUAACGGGGUGUCCGUAUAAAGUGGGUUUAAUUUAAAGAAAAUGUGAGGUCUUACGUUUCCCAGGGACAAGGAAAACUCUUCUUAGUAACGAGGUGUCCGUAAAGCAUUAUCCCUCUGUAACAAAUUUCACUGUUUCUAUCCAUGCCCAAUCCAGGCCCUGAUUUUCUAUAAAUGGAUAAACCUUUCACCUCUAUCAUCAGGAUUACGGGGAAACAUCAGUCGUGGUUACGAUCGUUAUUGAAAAAGCAAUUUCCUGCGGCUAAUUCUUCUUCAUCCAGUUGGGCCAGUAAAGGCGCGCGGUGAUCUCAGCUGAUUAAUUAUCCUAAUUUCCUGGAUAGUCUUAGAGAUUUUAUUUUGUCUUCAUUUCGUUAAUGCUUGGCUGCUUUUUGUUUCCAUAGCGACCAGGCCAACUCGUGCACCUGGUACGUAAUAAACGAUACCAUUGUUUAUUAGUAAUGAUUGGUAUCAUGUGCUAUGUAGUUAAAUUUCAUUGGCUAGUGGCAUUUGCUACUUGAUUUUCAUUGGUUCUUUAACUUUCCGAUUUGACCUGUCUGAUUACAAGCUCUUGGUAACCGGACAGUUUUGAAGUUACAAUAGCAAAAUUAUACCAUAAAUAUGGGCUAUUAAAAAAUAAUCAGAUUCAAGCAUUUUGUUAUUGACACAAUUAAGUACUAUUAUUGCUCAUUCAAAAUAUUUCUCCGUUUCUGAUUGGCUAAAAUCCGACGCAUAACUCAUCAUAACCAGCUACUGUCGACCAAAUUUGGAAGAAUUCUGCAAUAUGUGAAAAAUGACAUCAGUUGUACAGCAAAAUUACCAGAUUAUUGAACAGUUAACCGAGAAGACCUGGGGAGGAGGUUGAGUUGUUUUGGUAGUGGGUACAAAAUGGCGGAACAUUUAACUCGUUUCACGAGGAAGAAAUAGGCAAGCUAUUGGCUAAAACAAAGCACGAACAGCAAUAAGACAACUCGACUGACAACAUGUGCUAUUUGGAGAACAUUUGCAGAACUGAGCAACCCUUUAUCUCCUAAACGUGCCGAUAAACAUGUAUUUGAAAAUGAAAUUAACAUCGAUGGAGGUAAGCAUAUUUUAGCUUGUUUUUAAACCAGGAAUUAUUUUGAAUGAAUAAUAAAAAAUUAUUGAAUUCGGCUUUCGUAUCGUCUGAAUAAUUAUGGAAAUCGAGGAGGCUGUUAUCCGCCUCGAUCUCCAUAAUUCUUCAGAUAAUACGAAAGCCGAAUUCAAUAAUUGCUAAUUCGCAGUCGCCCGUCGAUUGUUUAUUUCAGUACGUUUCCUCUAAAAAUCGUUCAAAAUACAAACGACAACAGUGAUACCUGGGGCAAGCUUUUAUUUAGUUUGACACUUUAUGUUAUCAUCCUCCCUUAAAACGAUAGGUAUAAUGAGGAUGUAAGAUUGACAGUGAGGUAAACUGGCCAAAGCAUGAGCCAUCUGAGCCCCUUGCCACAUUUGAGAUGUAUUUCAUACGCUUAUCAACCGCUAAGAAGGCAGAUAUCGUGACUUUUCUGGCCUGCAUUUACUUAUCAAUCGUACUUCUAUUUUGUAACCAGUUUGCAGCCUAUCAAUUGACAUUGGUUUUGUAUUGGACGCCUCUGGAAGACAGGCUAGACUGCGCUUCAGACGAAUCAAACAGUUUGUCCGUCUUCUUUCGCAAUCAUUUUCAAUCUCGCCUAGACGAACUCGAGUGGGAGUCAUCGUGUAUGGCUCAAGACCCCGAAUGGCAUUCGGACUUAGCCGCUAUACCAGUUUACGCAGCCUUGAUCGCGCUACCAGAAGACUGCGCUCCAAGCGAGGUUCUAGACGCACCGGAAGAGCAUUGCAGCUUGCUCUUAAUCGACUCUUCAGGCGCAGUAGGAAAAAGAGGCUAUUAAUUGUGGUGACCACUGGACAAUCCGCUGAUAGCAUAAGGGUACCCACCCUACAGAUACACCGAGCGGGUAUUGAAGUCUUUGCUGUAGGUGUUGGUACACGAGUAAGAAACAGUGAACUGAGUACAAUAGCGACUGGCCCUCGUCACAUUUACAUGGUGACUUUCAAGACGAUAAACGGUGCUGUCAAGAGCAUAACCAGGAAAGCUUGUAAAGGUAUUCGUUAGAGCAGCUAGUUGUAUUUUUAUAUACACUUAAUGAACUCAACUCGGCCCGCACCUGAAAAAGAAACCUUUAAUUGGACAUGUUCUUAAAGAGCGGAGAACUAGUACGACUUACAUGUAUGACUGUAGAGAUCGUUUUGAGGGACAGCAAAAACAUGGUAGACAGCAGCAGCAAGCCACCUGUUCAAUUCUUUCAGGGUUAUUCUGCAUGACUAAAGAAGACAAACUUUGUACCUCAGGUGCUUAAGGAAUUUUGCAAAGUUAAAAAAAAUGUAUUUCUGAAACUAUAUUUGCAUUUUUUAACACAGCAUCUUUAGUGCGCUAUGAUUUGUUGACCUUCGUGCUGUCCCUACAAAAGAUCCCAAGAAGCUUUGUGACCGCAUAUUCUACCCAGUUUUCACUUAUUUAGAACAAAAAGACAGAAAUGAUGGCCGUGUCUCGCCCUCGAUAUCUCUUAUCAUCUUGCAUAGCAUAGCUCCAGGCGGGUACAGGUUGUUAACGUCGUGCAGCAUUACAUGCCUUUUAGAUUGUAUACCAUGUGACACGAGCUGCUGUUCUGUGUCCCUGUAUUUGUAUUUGCAAGAGAGUCCACUGUGAUAUUGGGAGUUGUUUUGGUUAAACCUUUUCGUCGGAACUUGAUCUGACCUCCGGUGCAUAGCAACGUGGCGUUGGACCACUAGGCGGAAGUAGACUGUAACUAGGAAAACAUGAGAAAAGGCAUACUCUUGUAGGCAUGUUUUGUCAACCAGAGAAUAAUUCUACACGUUAUUUCGCAUAACUUAAAAUCUCUGCAUGGGUCUAAGAGACGCUUUCCUUUAAAGAAUAAGCUGAACUGCUGAAUUACAUGCCUAAAUUUCAGUUUUGUUGCUUGUUGUUGUUCAUUUCUUUUCCCUUCGUUUUGUUAUUGUAUUUGUCUUUUGUAAACGUACUUAACUAAUUAUCUAUUCUUACUUUAGCGCAAAUUACGACACGGCCAACCUCCAAACCAACCAAGGCCCCGACUCCCAAAGCACCAAGUAAGUUUGUUGGCUGGAACUUAGUUGCAGUAUCGUAAUCAUAAAAUGGAAAACAUAUGAAAUGAUUUAUGGCAAAUUACACUUUCUAGAAGUCAAUGAUUUUUCGCCGCUCAAAGGAUUUUGUCCUGCUGGCAAGUCUAGGUGCAAAUCUCUCUCGCCAGUUUGAUGUUUUUUUCUUGUAUCUAUGACAUUUUGGUUAUGAAACAAAAGAAUAGUGAUUAAAGUAAUCAAAAUCAAAGCUAAGUUUUAAAUGAUGCUCAUGUUAUCAUACAAGUGUCUGGCCACCACAACAAACUCGUAACUUUUAGAAGAUGCAGUAGAUUAAAUCAAAAGAAAAAUCUGAGACUUAAAUGUUUCAAACGGUUCUUUGCUAGUUUUGUUUUGUCUUGUUUGUUUGUUUUUUUUUCUCAUUUGGCUUUAACUUUCUUUCCUAUUCAUGAUUUGGAAAAAGGUUUGUCUUCUUAACGUUUGUCUUCUUAAGUCAUAACGUUAGUGUUGUUUCGUAUUUCCUGUUCAGUUUUGAGUACUGCUAUUUGUUCUCAUGGCCUUCUGUGUUUGCAGGGUUUCCCCAACCUAUUGCAAUAUACGCCCUCGACCAAAAGACUCGAGCCCGCGACAUCAGCCCUGGGAAAAACAUUCCUGGACGAAGCUACAAUAUACGGUACGCCCCUGGGCCGUAUGGACAGCCCCGCGAGUCCACAGAGUUUCUUGGUCGUCGUAACAGCUACAUCCGAUUCCCUAACAGGGGCAGAUUAGACACUAAAAACUCCAUUACUCUUCUAGCGUGGGUCUUACCCCUGGGACCCGGACCCAUCUUUGAGUUCUUCCGUGGGGUAAAAUUCUGGGUCGUUCGAUCGGAUACACUGUAUGUUCGUUUUAUCCGUAGGAAUACGCAGCGCACUCGGGCGUUGAUAAAACGACGUCUUCGACCACGACGCUGGAAUUACGUGGGUGCAACGUACAAUCAGCGGACUGGGAUAGCUACACUUUGGCUAGAUUCACGACCGAUUUUAUCGCAGAAUAUCAAACGUAUCAGGCUUGCCACCAAAGGCUCGGCUUACAUGGGUACAAACUUCCGCGGACGAAUUGCUUGUAUGCAGGUUUAUUCCGUGGCUCUGACAGGGCCUCAGAUAAAGAAGGUCAAGAAUCUUUGUAAUCAACCAGGUAAUUCACCUGGUUACACUAAUAAGCUUUCUACUCGUAUAUCUCAUUAAUGAUAUUUACUUAUACUUUCCACGUCACUCCUUUUGAUAGCCGAUGACAGUUUGAGCUGAGCUUACUACACUCCUAGGCCAAUUAUCACUGGGUUAGCCUGCGUAGCAAGCGUUUCCAAUCGAGUUAUUGCGCGAAAGUUAUUGCUCUUGUCCCAGCUUUCUAGACGAACCUCGCGAGGAAACGCUUGCUACGCAGGCUAUCACUGGGUUUGUCUUGAAGAUAAUAGGCAUGGAGACACUGUUGUAUGCUUUUGAAUUGUAUUGAAAUAUAAUUGUUUGGUGAUGGUAUGGUAGGGCUUAAUUGACAUUCCCAUCUCCCUUUUGGUAUUUCUUAGCUUGUAGAAGGGACAUAUAUUCAUCAAAAUUAUGCCCCUUCAACAUUACCCUGUAAAGCAUUAUCUUGUCUUACUUUUUUCUUUUUCCUAUAGGUCCAAUUACACCAACGAAACCUUCCACAAGUAAGCAUUGUGCAGUGCUCUGUUAUUAAGCCCCUAAUUAGUGAAAAACAAUCUAAACGGGUAUUCUUAAAGAGAGUCAUAAUUGACUGCUUGGUUCAUAAGUCCGAGGCUGAAGUCCGACGCUAAUAACACAAACCUAGACAGAGAGCCAAUGAGAAGAUAGAUAGCGAGUGCAAUGUCAAUAAUUCAGGGAAUAUGUCAAACGCGUUUUCCUUCCGUAAUCCAAUAAGUGGGAAGAACAAACGAGGCACAGACCCGGUUUUUUUGGAGCGACUUCUCAAUACCUGGGAAUGGGAUGAAUCACUGCCAACUGUGAUGUAGGUUCUCAAAAUUAAUGAUGAAUUAUAACUUUUGAAGAAAUCCUAAAAUGCAUUUCGAAAAAAAUUAUGGUUUUGAGUAUCCGACUUUCAAAUCUUGUUCAGAGUAGUGAUUUCGUUUGUUUGCUCUUUAUGAAUUAAUGACUAUUUUCGUUACUGUAGGAUUACCGCCCGCUAUGGCGUUCUAUCCUUUAAAUGUUCGUUACCACACUCGUGACGUCAGCAGGAGUAAAAACCCACCGGGGCGCAUGGCAAAUGUGCGGCCAGGCCUGGGCCCAGACGGAAGGCCUGGAGGCUCAUUCAGGUUCAAAGGUCGAUCAGACAGUUAUAUAGAAUUUCCCAACAAAGGUCGACUGGAUGCCCGUAACUCUAUAUCAAUUCUAGCUUGGAUAAAUCCAGAUGGACCCGUUGGUCCUAUUUUCAAUUACAAGCCUAAUGGUUUUGGCGUUCACGUAUGGAUGGUCCGUCGACGCGUAUUGCUGGUCCGUUUUGUGACGCGAACACGGAGGUUUACAGCACCAAUAACAACAAACCUUAUCAAGCCAAAGGCUUGGAAUUUCAUAACAGCUACGUAUGAUCAGCGUUCGGGCUUUGCCCGAUUGUAUAUUGAUUACCGAGAGGUUGCUGGGAAAAGGAUCGGCCGGUUCCGACUAGCAACAAACUACCCAGUCCGAAUGGGAGCCCGGAUCGGUGAUAAGCGUUAUUUCCGCGGACGAAUCACCUGCGUGCAAAUAUACGACGCUCCACUUCAACCGAGACAGAUUCAAGCCGCGAAAAGACUUUGUCUCAAGACAAGUAAGCGACAAUUAAUUUUUUCUCUGUGUAGCCUAAAGUCAGUCUAACCGAUCUACCAAAUGAAAGUGUAACCGAUCUACCAGAUGAAAGUGUAACGGACCUACCAAACAAAAGUAAACGUUGAUAAACGACGAGAUAACAAAAAACUAUUCAUACCAUGAAGAUAAACAAUUUAUGACCACUGAGUAGUGUGAAAGAUAGUACGCUAUAAAACUAGUCGGUUACAUAUUGAGAGAGCAAAUAUACGUACUGACGGUAUAAUUAAAGUGACUGCCUGUUAAGCUAGUCCACUGUUUUGAAUGAAACUUCGUUUCUUUUGUGCCGUAAUUAAAAAUUUCCCCCUACCAGUUUACUUUUUUUAGAGGAGGCAACGUGACCGAGCGGUUAGAGCGUUGGACUUACAAUCCGGAGAUCCCGAGUUCAAGUCCCGCCCUGACCGCUAGCUGGAUUUGUUCACGGUAGUCCCGAGUUCAAAUCCUCGACCACUCCAGUUAAGUAGCCGACUGGUUUGCCUUCGGCCUGGUGGGAUUCAUAACCUUGUUAUGUUUAUUCAACAUUUCCACAUAGACCAAAAUGCUCCUUGUUUACCCUCAAAAUUUUGCAUAACUAUUGUCUUCGAUUUUUCUUGGGACGACUGUAAUACCCAGAAGAAAUUGGGAACAAUGGUUUCUGCAAAAUUUUUGGGGUGUAAAACAAGGUGCAUUAUAGUCUAUGUGAAAAUGAUGAAUUUGAUUUAUUUGCCUCUGUCAUUUUCUCGGCCUCAUUAGCCUUUGCCGAUAAAUAAAAAACCGUUGCCGAGAGUAAAUAGAGGAAUUGUUUUUGAUAUCUUUUGAAUAUGAACACUGUCACUUUCUUUCUUUUCUCUUUAACAGAGGUUAUAACUACACCUACCACACGUCCCACCCCAACCAAGCCAACGCCACCAAGACGUAAGUCACUAAAUGCAUUCCCAACAUUUUUCUGUAAUACGUCCUAUUUUUGCUCUUAUUUUAGGAGGGAUUUUAACUUCAUAUCUCUUUAAACUUUUAACAAGUUAAAUGUUUUUUGAGCGGCACGCACGCCAACCGGAAGUGAGGCCUUUUCUCUUUCAAUCGAGAGGAGAAGUGUGACGUCACGUUACUAUGGUAGAAAAAUUUCUGGACCAGAACAAUAGGGAGUUUUUGCAACAGCAAAAAAGCAAUAGGUUUAAACUGGCAAGAGAACAACUUUGCACGUACAUCACGCUUUUUUGUACAUCUCUUAGCCGUUGUUGCACGACUGCGACAUGAAACUUCCUACUUUCACUCGCCCGCUUUAUCGAGUAGAUGAGCACAACACAAAAAUUUUCUUUCUUUUUCUAAACUUAGAUACGGUCCUUUCGGAUCCAACCCAGAACAUUUCGCCAACAUUUGACAAAUUGAAUGAAACUGAAUAAGAUCGAUGAAGUUUGAAACAUCGCGAAUCUUAAUCUACCUUUUAAGUGACGUUUUUAUUUGUUGUCAUCCGGAAAUUUUGCUACUAUGGCAACGUGACGUAACGACUUCUCCUCUCUGUAUAUACCUCGACGCUAACAAAUUUGGUUUGUUAAGUGUUUUUACUCUUUUACAGACGAUUUGCCAGAAGGUUCGGGCAAAACCACUGUUCAAGAAUGCAAAAAGUCCACUUCGGUUGACGAGUGUCGCUCAAAAUCGCCUUUGCUUAAGCUUCCUAUUAUGUAUACAGGACGUGCAUUCCAGCUAAUAUUCAGUCAACAUUUACUGAAUUCUUACGGUAAUCUCUUCCUAUUGCUCAAGUCGAAGCUGGCGGAAAAGAAUGUUCUUAACUGACCUUCAGCCUGUACUUAGGAUGUUUUCAUGUUUUUUGUUUGUUUGUUUUUCUUUUUUCAUUCUCAGGCUUCUUAGUUGAGUUGACUGGGAAACUUCAGUUCUUUUCCUUAAAUGUGACACGUGAUCAAGAAUUAUGCGAGAUUAUAUGAUUUUGCCGUAUUGUGUUUUUUUCAGUAUGCCAAGCGAACUUGGACCUCGGUUUCCUGAUUGACAACUCCUAUAAUAUUAGACGAACGGGACGAAGUACAUUCAAAUUCCUGAUACGUUACAUCACCAGGAUUCUGUAUUCUCUACGCAUCUCCCGGCAAAACACUCGCGUAGGAAUGUUAGCAUAUGCCUCAAGACCCAGGGUUUUGUUCAGGUUCAACCGGUUCUUUAAGGUUUCUAGAAUACUGUCGGUGCUACGAAGAAUCCGACUCCGAAGAGGAUCUCUGAGGAUCGGGCGGGCACUGUACUCUGCUCGUAGGUACCUUUUUAGACGGAAGCGCCAGUGUGGACGCAAGCGCGUUCUCGUGGUGUUUGCAAGUGCGCGUUCAAGAGAUCGGGUGCAGAGAGCCGCACGUUCUUUGAGGAGAUACCGAGUUGAAAUAUUCGUCGUUGGUAUCGGCACACAAGUUAAGAAGACGGAAUUAAUCAAAAUUGCUUCCGACGGAAGGCACGUGUUUACAGCAUCCCUCAGGACAUUGCCCGCCGUGUUAAAUACCAUAAGAAUGAAAGCAUGUUCAGGUAUGUUUUAAUUCUUUGUAUAGUGUUGCAUUUUAGUUGAGUACGGUUUUUGGUGACAAAUAAUUUGCUCUUUAAGAAUUACUUGUCAGCUUUGGGACAAAACCUUUAGUUGUACUUUGGCAUAACAAACUGGUCUUGUUUUUACGAUUGCGGCUUUUGUAGUAAGUAGGUAGUAAACACUCCGACGAUAUAGUGACCUUCAAUUUUGGUCGGCAUAUUUCCCAACAGAUACCGCCGCAAAUCACCAUAGGGCUUUCCGUCACCAUUUUCAACCAUUUCACAAGUGAUUUCUCCAUAAAAUCCGAGCGUAACAUCGUUUUGUUUGAUAUAACAACCAACUGGUUAGUUAGCAGGUUUCAAAAUCUCAAUCAGUACGCCGUUUACAGCGCUAAUCAUUAAAAUAUAGUUUAAACAAAGGUACCCGUAAUCACAUGCACUCCUGGCUUGCGUAUUUUCCACUUCUCCUCUGUUUUCCGUUUCUUACAGUUACUGGAUCAGCUGCUGCAAGAGCUAUAUUCCCUCUCAGCGGUUUAACACGAGGACGAGACAUCAGCAUCAACCGCAAUGCUGCUGCCAGACUUGUAAAUGUCAAGCCAGCUCCAGGUCCUGAUGGUCUUCCUCUUGGCUCUUUUCAUCUGCAGGGCAUAGCAAACAGCUACAUUUACUUCCCAAACACAGGUUGCCUCGAUACCAAAAAUUCUCUUACCAUAGUUUUAUGGGUUUAUCCGGAAGGAAGAGGACCUAUAUUUCAUUACUUUCCCAAGGGCUGGGGAGUGCAUUUGUGGUUGAAGAACACGCGCACACUUCUAGUAAAGUUCGUGCCCAGGUCUUUGCAAACCAUCAGUGUUGUCACCAGCCGAAAAAUCAGACCAAGAGCUUGGAACUACAUAGCUGCGACUUAUGACCACGUCACAGGCUUGGCCACGUUGUGGAAUGACGCUAUACCUAUUUCCCAAAGAAAUAUUGGAAAAAUACAGUUAGCCACAAAUUAUCCGGCAAUAUCAGGGAAGAAACUAAGGGAUAGAAGGAUAUUCCGCGGUCGGAUAGCGUGCCUGCAGAUCUACGAUCGAGCGCUAAAUGGAAGGCAACUCAGAUCCAUCAAAAAGAAAUGUUUUAGAGGUUUGUGGAGGUUAUUGCAGUUGUUUGUUACUGUUAUAAAGAUUAUCUUAAGCUUGACGAUUUGUCAACACUAAGGCAACCACGAAAACAUCGCACUCAAUAAUCUUUAUCGGUGGAAAGAACUUCAAAUGUACGAAACGUUGUUAGUAUAACUUGCUCGCAUUUCUUAAAAAAAAUAAUUAUUUCCUCUGUUGAUUAUUUUAAGCGAAACAUCAAGAAGGUAGAAAAUAUAUCGGAUUCCCACACUGUAAAGCAGUUGUAAUUAGUUUUUGUUUUUAACGUGAGCUUAACUGAUGAUUUUCCCUGUAUAAAUGACGAUUUACAUACCUACAUACAUACAAUUAAUUUCUAUUUGGAGGUAGCACGUACGUAGUGAUUCUUCGUGUACCAGUCCUGGUCGAAUUGGAAUUUGGAAAUGUUGGUUUUUGAGAAGAGGGGGAAAACCGGAGUACAUGGAGAAAAACCUCUCGGUACAAAGGAGAGAACCAACAACAAACUCAACCUACGUACGGCUCAAUCUCGUACUCGUACCCAGAGUCUUCUAGCUUUUUGGUCAGCGGGCAGCGCCAGCGAGGACUUCGCACAAUAAGAAUGAUCAUGAAUAAGUUUUUCCGUGUUAACCUGUAAAAAUUAACAUUGUUCUUUUCGUUUCCUUUUUUCAGCGCGACCGACGCCUACUCGUCCACCGCCAGGUCAGAUUCUCCUUUUACACUUAUUUUAUUUUUUUUAAGAGUAGUUGUCUCCAGUUUUGGUUUUACGUUUAGAAUUUGAAUUUCUUUUCCGCAAUCGAGGGUCGACUUUCCAAACAUAAUUAAAUUUGUAGCAUAAAUAGCCCGAUUUUCUCACUGCUUGUGGAAUUCUUCCACCCAACGGGAUUUAACAUUUCCAUUGUCCUCUUUCCUCUUACCAGUUCUUCCGCUUGUGGUAGCCAUUUAUCCGCUGGACAAAAUAAAUGGCGGACGCGACGUCAGUAGUCGUAAGUGCCCAACUGGACGAAGAGUCGGUGUAAAAUUUGGUCCAGGCCCAGACGGCAGAAAAGAUGGCGCUACUCAGUUCUUUGGCAAUUCUAAGAGCUACAUAGAAAUCCCAAAUAACGGAAAACUAGACACUGUAGCCUCAAUUUCCAUUCUCACAUGGGUGUAUCACGAGGGUAUCAAAGGUCCUAUCGUUAACUACAGACCUGGCCCGGGCUGGGGAGUGCAUGUGUGGAUGAUAGGACCACGUACACUAUUUGCCAGGUUCGUCCGCAGGGACGGUGUAUUCACUAAGGCUGUAUUCAUUACGAGCAGGAAGAUACGCUACAGAGCUUGGAACUACAUCGGUGCGACUUACGACUACAAGACUGGCGUGGCCAAACUUUGGGUGAACUCUAGGCUACUGGUAGCACAGAGUGUUGGCCGCUUCAGAUUGGCUACAAAUUAUCCAAUCAGAAUUGGAGCCCGUCGUGGCGAUAAGCGGUACUUCAAAGGAAAGAUCUUUUGUGUGCAGAUUUAUAGCCGUGCCCUGAACCGGAAACAGAUCUUAGCGGCUAGUUCAACCUGCUUCAAACGUCGUAAGUUAUUUAAAUUUGUGUUCAGGAUAGACCUGUAGUAGAAUGGACCGAAUGAAAUAAAAAGCAGCACAAAAAUAUAAAGCAGGUGCUAUUGACACUUUAUGAUGUAUAAUUUUGCUUCUUGUUCUCAUCAGUCUCUCGAAAAGUCGCGAAAAGUUUGAGGUACAUUUUUUCUACACAUUUUUUGAAGAAAGUAAAGUUAAGUGAAAAUUUCUCACCUAAGCAAUAUGGCGCCAACGAGUGAUAUUUCUGUUCAUCAAUGUAACUGUUGUAAUAAAAUCCGUUCUGAGGUUAAACCAUCAUCCUGCUUAUGAAGAUAAACUUUUUCCAGAGUUCUAUCCCCGGUAACAUUUGUAGGCUGAAAAAAAACGUUUUUAACCUGGGAACAGAUUUUAUCCACAACACAGCUUUCCGAUCGUAAUUCUAUCUAUACCUGCCCAAUUUGUAAAUUGAUAGUUACUCAGCUUAAUAUUUAAGAUGCCUUCUUUGCAGUGUCUCCAGUCACCAAACCAAGAACAACACCGACCACACGUCGUCCCACCAGACCUCGGAAAGGUGAGAUAUAAAUCAUGAAACCCAGUAAUUCAUGCAAUAGUUAUUUACAAGGUUCGCACGCACCUUGUCCUUGAAAGUCCUUGAAAAUUGCAGUCGGUGCUGGAAAGUCCUUGAAGUUCAACGCUAACUUUAAAGUUUAACUACAGCUCCAAAGAAAAAGGAGCAAACACAGAAAGGCCUCGGGUUAAAAUUUACUCAUGUUGUGGAAGAACUAAAAAAUAUGUAGACUCAAGGCUCGUUUCUUGCACUGAAUGGAGUCCUUGAAAAAUUAUAAAUGUGUCCUUGAAAGUUAAUUUAAUUUGUUUGUGUUGGAAAGCAGUUGAGGUAAGGGAAGUGUUGAGUUUUCAAAAGGGCUUGGUUAUGCCCCGGCCUACUUUUGUCAAAACUAAGAACUAAUUAACGGAAAAUCGAGGUGACGGUAGUGAAUAUGGACCGAACCUUUCCAUUCGCUAGUGAGUACACAUCUUGCGAACUGAUUGCCCAUUUAACACUUCUAUUUAGAUUUAAAUAUAAAAAACAUCGACCUUCUUAUUUCAUAAAUGAUUUUGUUUGCAGGACCGCUUAGAGCCUCUGCAUUUUAUCCUCUAACUUCUAAAACAAGGGGCCGAGAUAUGAGCAUGUUCGGAAACCCUCCAGGAAAACUUGGCUACGUUCGGUCAGCACCUGGUCCUGACAAGUUACCUGGUGGCUCGUACCAGUUCUAUGGACGCUCAGACAGCUUCAUUGAGUUUCCAAACCGUGGAGAACUUGAUACAAGAACAUCGAUCACAAUUAUUGCUUGGAUCUAUCAUGAAGGACGCGCGGGACCUAUCUUCAAUUACAUGCCGAACGGCUGGGGCGUUCAUCUUUGGAUGGUGACUCCAAACACGUUGUUCGCGCGCUUCACACGCCGUCAAGGGAGAACCUUCACGGCGCCGCUUUCUAGUCGUAGGAUAACACCGCGCAAGUGGCAGUACGUCGCUGCCACAUAUGAUUACUUAACGGGUUAUGCCAAAUUGUACCUUGACAGUAGAGUAAUAGCGCAAAAGAAGCUUGGAAGGAUACGGCUUGCGACAAACUAUCCCGUGAGGAUGGGGGUCAGGAAAGGAGAUCGGCGGUACUUUCGGGGGCGAAUUUCUUGCGUAAUGGUGUUUGACGUGGCGUUGAAUCCUAAUCAGAUUGCACGCAGAAAGAAGAGAUGCUUUAGACGUAAGUUUGCUGUCGAUACGUUUAUCGGUAACACCACUUUAUUCGUUUCGAUGGAAAAUCUUUUGUUUGAAAUAUUCGGCUAAAGGACCCGAAAGAUUACCUCUAAAGGCAUUCAAAGAUACAGAUAUUUGCCUGUCUGUGUCUUCUCUGGGGUCCUUUUUUCUCACUUUUUACUGCUGGCUUUGCUUUUUUGUAGCUGUUUAUGUGUUACCCACUUCAUUACUUUGUCAGCCUUUAGCAGCACUCACCUUGUUUAUACGUGUCAAAAACCUAAAAAAUAGUACUCUUCUUUUUCUACGUUUUAAUUUUAUAUUUCUCUUUGAGUUAUCCUCAAGAAUCCUGUGCUUCGGGUUAACAUGUUUAAGUAAACCAAGAUUAAAGAAAAUUUGCCAAUCGAAGACUGAAAGAUUUCAUUUUACAAACGAUUCAAGUAAACUUAAUCUUGGUCUUUUGCUUUGUAUAAAACGUGUACUUGACCCAGAAAAGUUGGCAGCUUAAAUGGAGUAAACAAUUUUAAACCAUGCUUAACUUGAUACCAGAUUCUAACCUUGUUUAAGCUUUGGGUGCUUCUGGACUGAAGCUCUUGGUUCUUGACUUGCAUCCUUUUAACGCCACUGUACCGUAUUUAUCCUAGGUGGACCACCCGGACCAAGCGGAAAAGGUUAGACCAUUUUAUGUUUAACAAGUUUGCAGUGGUUGAGCCACCAUUUAAUAUCGUGAAGAACUAAUGUAUAUGAUUUAAUAUUUAAUGUUAUUAACAAGACCCCCAUAGUGGGGGUUCAUUGGGCUGCCGACUGCGUUUUUUAAGCUGGGGCUGUAUAGUAAAUUUAACAACAGGCAAGUUAGCCUCUUGAAGAAAGAGGCGAUUGGCAUUAUUUUUAACAGGGACAUUUCCACAAUGCACACCCUUCCCUUAUCCCUCAGCCCCCAAAUAUAUAGCAUCACAGUAUAACGUAACGUAUUUGAUCUAAUCGGAAAUUCCAAAAAUUAUUGUGUCGUUCUAUGCUUAUAAAACGUGACGGGGUCAACUUCUGAUGUGUUAAAUACUGUUAUAUAACAGUAAUUUUCUGUUUAUUAAAACUCGCAAAGGAAAUUAAGUUUCAGCUUUAUUUCUGUUGGAUAUUGCAUUUACAUGUAAAGCCCUUCUGAUGAUCCAAGUAAAUAUGUCUCUAUUUGAUGGGGCGAUCUACAAAUAGCGUAUUCCUUUCUUGUGAGGAACGAGCUUUCACACGCAGGGAGAGAAUUCUAACAAGUUGAAGCUUUUCCCGUGGGGACCGUGGGAGGGAAUUAUUUCUGCAGCUCCCGCGCAGGCUAACCACAUCAUCGAAUACUAUAUUUAGAUCAUCAUUCGGCGAAGAUAUAGGGCCAAUAACUCCACGCACUAAUUCCGUGUUCGUUCCAAUCGACUUCCAAAUCUGUUCGCCAGACGACUUGAAAUGACCUGUCCCCUCCCCGGAAAAAUCGGCGCUAUUUAUGGGGAAGUGGACACCCAAAGCCUUCUGGGAUAUCCCUCCGACAUUUUGUCUUUUAUCACCAUAGAAAGAAUGUUGCUUCUAGUUUCUUGAUUGGGCAUUACCCUCACGGGUAGCGCAAAAAUGAUAAAUGCAAGACUGACAAAUCGGUUCUUUUUUGUUUUGUCUUGUUUUGUUUUUUUCCUUUUUUUGUUUUGCUUUGUUUUGUUGUUUUUUUCCUUUUUUUCAGGUGAAGUCGAUACAUUUUUGUUCGCGCGGACUGUAAAAAAAUAAAUAAUGCCUCACUUUACAGUUGCCUGCUGCAGGAAUAUCCAGGCCUUGUUGGGAGCAAGGCUGUUUUGAUAAAAAUUUCACCUCAUCUUUAAAUGUAAAUUAUGCUCUUGUGACAAAAAAUGACGCUGAGGUUUAUUUUAUGACAACAAAAUCAGUGCCAGCCUCACUUCACCCAAAUGCUAGGUUCCUUAGCACCAUACAACUGAAAAUUAUUCUGUGGAGAUGAAAAAAUUGGAUGGCGCAUAAAUAGCCACCAAUGCAGAAGAUAAAUGUUACAGUAAUGAAAAUCAUGGCAGUUGAAAUGACAACUUAUGCAAUUUCGAAAAUAAAGCCUCAACUGCAUAAGUUACGUUUUCAACUGCGACGAUCUUCUUUACAUAUUUCUUCAUCCUGCAGUUCAAAUAUAUGAAAUUCAUAAAAUUAAUUAUUUCAAUACAGAAAUGGUUUAUAUAAAAUGCCUCAAUGUUUUAUUUGUUAAGCAUUACGUUUUGUUUUUACAGUUUGCAAACCCAAGAUCGACCUGACUUUUGUAGUGGACGCCUGCAGCGAAAACGUGCGUUUCACAAAAGCAAACUUCCUUCGAGUUAAGAACUUCCUAGUGCGUUUAGUUGGCGAGUUCCGCCUAUCGAUCAGAAGCGUUCGAAUAAGCCUAGUACUUUACGCACAGGCUCCCAAACUUGUCAUCAGGUUCAGCUUGAAAAAGUCCUAUGUCAUCAGGCUGAUAAGGGCCAUGAAGCUUGUGUGUGGUGCGCGAUAUACCGGAGCUGCCCUACAGUACUCUUACACGAACAUCAUACGGCGGACCUCCAGAAAAAGGGUCCUUGUUUUGUUAACAACGGGGGGCUCUAAAGACGACGUUCGUAGAGCAGCUGCUCUGCUACAACGCUCACGAACAGAGACAUUUUGUGUGGGAAUAGGAAGACGUUACAGCCUGAGCGAGUUGCAAUAUAUCGCCUCCGACAGAAGACAUGUUUAUACAGCGGCCUUCAGAAAUUUAGGUUCUCUUGUCAACCUAAUCAAAAGGAAGAUCUGCAAAUCAGGUUUGCCAGAGCUUUUCCAUUAUCCGGUCAGUGAUAAGCCCUUUUUAACUUGUUGUAGAGGGUUUAUUAAUUUUUAAAGAAGUCUAGUUGUACCAAAAGUACCUCAGUCAUCCCGUGUUACUAGAAACACAUUUAUUAGUAUCUUUGCACAAUGCUCAAGGAGAGAUUACAAGAAAGCAAAGCAAGGAACGUUAAAGUAGAGAAUUGUUUUAAAAUGACGAAGUUGGUGAAGCAAAGAGUAAAAACUCGCUAGUGUUGCUGGUUUCAUUUUUCAUCAUGAUCGCUUCUGCUGUUUCGGCUAGAGUACGCUUUUUCUGAAGCGCAUCAAUUCUAAGGCCUUUGUCACAUCAAGCCGGCUUCGCAGUAUCGCUUCAUGAACAGUCAACUAAUUAUUUUCAAAGACAUGUCUCGUCUCGUCCCCCACUCUGCGAUUGCCGACACAAACUCGCAUUCUCGAGCAUGCCCUCGAUAACGGGAGUUAAUUUUGUUCAUUAUUUUCCUUUAUCGUCUUAAAUAUGUUGUUUAAUUAUUUUAUUUUAUAGAUACGUUCAUACCGCCGACUAAACCAACUCAACGACCUAUGCGACCAAUUCCUCCCCGACCACCCAGGCCUACUGUACGACCUACUAAUCGUAAGUAAUAAUGUUAGUUUACUGAAUUUUUCCUUUCUGGCGUGCAUUACCGCGAACAUUGCGAAUAAAAUUGCUUUUUUUGAAGGUUUGUUGAUCUUCAGUUUUCUUGAGCCUGUGACUUGAGCGCAUUUUUAUUUUCGUUACUAAAACCAUCCGAGGAAACGUACGUUACUCCAUUGCUGUUGUGUGAUAGUUCUUGGAAACUCCUUUUUUCCAUCGAUUCUCAUUAAAACACCCACAUGAUAAGAAAAUAAUUCUGAGCAUUUUGAGAGGAGUCCCCCCGCACAUUGUUUUAUUUUUAAAUUACAACUUCUCUCUCUUUUUUGGAAAUAUUGUAGCACCUGUGCGGGCUCUGGCUAUUUAUCCUUUAACGAGAGUAACCAGGGCAAAAGACAUCAGUCUUAACAGCAACCCCGCAGGAAUUAUGGGAAAAGUGGGAACUAACACCGGACCCGAUGGUCGACCGGACACCUCCCACGAGUUUUUUGGUCGCAAGAACAGCUACAUCAUAUUCCCUAAUAAAGGGCGUUUGGAUGCAAUGAGAGCAAUUACGUUACUCGCAUGGGUGUUUACAAAGGGAGAAGGACCCAUCUUUAGUUACGGAGUUGACUUCUCAGUUUGUCGUCAAAGCAGUAUAUGUAUGGAGAUUUUUCAACGUGGCUCACAAAGCGGUGCAGUUGAUCGACUGCGAGCACCAAGGGUAAUCAAUUAUCGAAGUUGGCAGUUUGUUGGCGUCACAUAUGAGCAGCGAACGGGUGAAGCGAAAAUCUUUGUUGACAGAAAGUUUGUUGCUCGUAAACAGCUGAAAAAAGUUCUCCUUCGUACCAAUGCACGUCAGGCGUCUAUGGGAGCUGUUGGUCAGCGGUAUUUCCGAGGCAGAAUCUCUUGUAUGCAAGUGUAUGGACAUGCUCUAACAUCGUUACAGAUUAUUAGGCGAAAAUCAAGGUGCUUUAAAGGUAAACAAUGACUGAUUUGUUAGUCCCCUUAGGAUCAAUUUUCUGGCCAGUUCGAUAACCAACAACUGGUAGCCAGUGUUCAGUAUAGUCUAUUCGUUCUGAACCUUUUGACAUAUUAUAAUACUUUACUGAAAUUGGGAAUCCAACUGGAAGGAAACAAAUGCGAAGGGUACCAUCUGCUGUUUCGCGAGGUUUGGGAGUGUUGUUUUUUUUCGCCACAAACGUCAUCCUUGCAACUGAAUCUUUAUACGGUGAUAAACAGACUUCAUCAAAUGAGUUAAUGAAACUUGAAUUUUGUAUUUUACUCCUCACCGACAUCAACACCAGAUUUUUGUUUGUUUGUUUUCGUAAUUAACCCCACCCUCAUUCCUUUCAUAACACCAACCGCUACUUUUUACUUUCUUACUUACGCUGUCUCACAGCUUCCUAGCAAACAAACCUGUUUAUACUACAUAUUCAAGUCAGUGGUGUGACUUUGUCUUUACAUUGUAAUAAUAAUAAUUAAUAAUUUACAUUUAUAUAGCGCAAACCUCUAUAUGAAUAUAUUCGGUUGCGCUUUACAAUAUUGUUAUAUUAAAUUUAUGUUAAAGGUGACUAAAGCAUGAGCAACUAUUAAAAACUACAAUAAAAAGUAUUAAAAACUAUAAAUAAAAAUAAAUAAAUAAAUAAUGAUAAUAAUUAAAAAAAAAAAAAAAAAAAAAAAAAAAAAAAAAAAAGCUAUUAUAAAAGCCAACAAUUAAAUCUAUUUAAAAGCUAAAUUGAAAAAAUGAGUUUUAACAGCAGUCUUAAAAGUGUCCAAUGUCUUCAUGUUGCGAAUUUCCGAAGGUAAUGCAUUCCAGAGAUAAGGUGCAGCUGACUGGAAUGCACGAUCGCCAAGAGUUGGAUGGGUCUUAAUGCAUGGUAACUCGAGGAAUAUAGACUCAUUUGACCUUAGAGAGUACUUGGAUUGCUUUUUGGUAGUAAUGAAAUCAAUUAGAUAAUUAGGAGCUUGACCAUAUAAGCACUUAAAUGUCAAAAGUAGAAUCUUAAACUUUAUACGGUAACUUAUUGGAAGCCAAUGAAGGUGGAAAAGCAAUGGUGUAACAUGGCAGAAUCUAGGUGUUCCGGUGACCAACCGAGCCGCGGCAUUCUGUAUCCGUUGGAGUUUCAUGAUAUGUGAAUUCGGGAGGCCAUAUAGUAGACUGUUACAAUAAUCUAUUCUACUGGUGAUAAAAGCAUGAACUAAUGAUUCGGUGACUGAACGACUUAAAUAUUUCCUAAUUCUACGCAUGUUAUAAAGAUAAUUGAAAGCGGAUGAGCAAGUUUUGUUGAUAUGACUUAGCAUACUCAUUUUAGAAUCAAACCAAGCUCCUAGGUUUCGAACUUCAGAAGAUGGAGCAAUUUGGGAGUCCCCAACCGAUAAGGUACUAAUAUUACUGACUUUCUGAAGUUGUUGUCGUGUUCCAAUCAGAAGACAUUCUGUCUUAUCGGAAUUCAGUUUUAACUUAUCCGAAUGCAUCCAUCUACUGAUAUCAGCAAUACAUGAUUCCAUGGCAGUUAUAGCAGCGGUCUCCUCCAAAUCAUUUCCUGAUCUAAACGCGAUGUACAGUUGCGUGUCAUCUGCAUAACAAUGGGAAUUAGGAAGAUGUGAUUCGACGAUCUUAAAAAGUUUACUAGCAUAGAGGGAAAACAAUAAUGGCCCGAGACAGCUGCCUUGUGGAACUCCAAAUUUAAGAUUAAAAUUACUCGAUAGAACUCCGUCUAUAUAGAUGCGCUGGGUUCUGUUAGAAAGGUACGAUUCAAUCCAAUUAAGUACAGAGCCUGAAAUUCCAAAAUCAAACUGAAGGCGAUCUAAGAGAAUCCUAUGGUCCACGGUAUCAAACGCGGCGCUUAAAUCAAGAAGCACUAACAACGUGACCUUCUGAUUUUCCAUGUUCAUCAGAAUGUCAUUCUUGACUUUAAGCAGGGCAGUUUCUGUGCUAUGGUGCCGUCGAUAGGCUGAUUGCAAUGAAGGAAAAAGAUCAUGCUCAUUUAAGUAGGACUGAAUCUGAUCAGCUGCCACUCUUUCAGCCAAUUUUGAAACAAAGGAAAGAUUGCUGAUCGGUCGAAAGUUUUUAAAAACCAAGUCAAGACCUUGUUUUUUUAGCAGUGGUGUAACAAUCGACUCUUUCCAAAUGUCAGGGAAAAAUCCUGAUUCAAGCGACAAGUUUAUCGUAGUAGAUAAUAUCGGAAGUAACUCAUCAAGGCAAUCUUUCAAGAUAUUAGUGGGAACAGGAUCAAGUACAUUGUAGGGGUAUAUCCACUUCCUGCUCCUGUUCAACCCACGCGUCCAAUGCGUCCCCGUCCAACUUCUACCUCAAAACCUGGUACGUACUUGAUAAUUAUUCGCCGUCGUAAUAAUCUUAUGCAGUGCUAGUUUGUAGUCUCCGGGGUUUUGUCUUCAACGCGAGACCAAGUUUGCUGUCCUCAUUUUCCUUAGCUAUUGGACCAGUGCAGACACAUACUUUCCUUUUCACAUCUGUAGAAAUGAAAAAUUUCGUAGCGGGUACAAUGCCACUUUCGCUUUGAAGUUUUGUGAGACUUAAAGGCCACUUCACGUCACUUCUCAAAACUUUGAGAUGAAACCACUUGAUUAUUGAACAUUUUAACGUCAUUUCUACGGUCUAUUAGAGAAUAGAUCAUGGAAAAUUGUUGUCUAUUUGUUAAAAAGACCAUAAAUAUGAUCUAAAAGCAAGUGUUUAUCUGGAUUUUUUCAAGGGAAAUUGUCUUAGGAGUUUGUAAUUCUGUAUUAUUUUAGACAUACAAAUAUCAAUUGUGGAAUGAAAUGAGCUCUUUUUCGCUUGAUAGCAUUCUUGUGAAAUAGCUCACCACCAACAGAUGGUUCUUCAUUAUUUUUUGUUUAGUUCAUCCCCGAGCACAAGCUAUUUAUCCUCUCUCUCAGCGGACUCGUACCCGUGACGUAGGCUUGUAUAGUAAUCCUCCGGGAACUGCUCGCAACAUCCGAUACGCGCCGGGUCCUGACAGGAGGCAAAACACUGCAACACAAUUCCUUGGAAGAUCAAGCAGCUACAUUGAGUUUCCCAAUAAGGGAAGACUGGAUACUAAACGUUCCAUUUCCCUCUUGGCAUGGAUAUAUCAUGAGGGACGCGCGGGUCCCAUCUUCAAUUAUAUGCCCAAUGGCUGGGGCGUUCACUUCUGGAUGACGUCUCCUAGAACGCUGUUUGUUCGUUUCACGCGCCGACGCAGACGGCGUUUCACUGCAGCAGUGUUCAACAGGAGAAUUCUGCGUCGCCAAUGGCAGUACGUGGGAGCAACCUAUGACUUUAGGAAGAAAACUGCUAAGCUCUUUAUAAGCAGGCGGUUUGUCGCACGUAAACGUAUCGGGCGUAUACGAUUGGCAACAAAUUAUCCUGUUAGGAUGGGAGCCCGGAUAGGUGAUAGACGUUACUUCAGGGGACGUAUCUCUUGUAUGCAAGUUUACGAUCAGGCGCUGACGACAUCGCAGAUUUUGCGGCGAAAGAAGAGGUGCUUUACUCGAGGUAACGGUUUGAUGCAGAUGACCUUUUUAAGCCUUAUUUGCACUUGAUGCUUCAUUAGGAUAUCCACCUCAUUCUGUGGUGGAACCAUAAAAAUAUGAACUCCAGACUUUGCCAUAGUAUAGCACAGCACCUGUUCCCAGUUUUUCUUUGGUCACUUCAAUUUGACGAAAACGCAUCGCAUCAAGAGAAGGUCUGGGACGAAAAUCGCGAAGUGUAUCAUGAACUGCUGCUUUGUCCUUCCCGACACUUCCCGGACAAGCCUAGUAACUUCCUUGGACUUUAUCUUUAUGGGAAAAAAAAGUAGGAACUAAUAACGCGUUUCACAUGGUACACUUAGCUAUUAGAACGUAGCGCGAGUACUUGCCCUAUAUAAGUGCUAUUGGGUAGCUAUGAAAAAAUCUGUAUUUACGCACGCACUUGCGUAAAUAAGAUGACGUGUUCAGUUUUGUCUAUGAAACUCGCAUUUUCGUCUCUUUUUCUCAACUAAGUUUCCAAUAAUCGAAGACAAUGAUGAAGGGUUUUCUAAAAGAAAAGAAGGUAUGGUAAAUUUGCGCAUUUGCCUUGCAACAAUUCUGCAGUUAAUAUUAUUAUUUUAAUUGUUGUCUUGUAAAACUGUUUUGCCAGGUCCUGUUGUUGUGCCACCAGUUAUCCGCCCAGCUGGGCCAGGUAAAUAUCAAAUUAUUCUUCUCGUUUAUUUUCUUCUCCGUGGCAAUAGAAACCUCUAUAGUAUAGUUUGGAGGUAAAUAUUGGGGCUUCAAUCAAUUUAACCGUUGAAUAAUUUGUCCUUUCCUUUACAUGUAACGUCUAUCCUUCUAGCCAUUAAGAUACAUCAUUUUUCAUGUCUGAAAGGAGGGAGGUUGUAAAUUUUAGGCGAGCUAUCUACCCCAGUUAGUUGCUGGCUGAAACCGAGGGACUGGGGAGACGCGAGAAAAGACGUUAUCCUUCGUAAAUCACUGCUCCUUAGCCUCGUCCUAAUUCUUCUCGUCCCCAUGUGUUCCCACGAGUAUGGAGUGAUAGGGAGUACUUCAGGAGGGAAAUUCCAGAAAGAAACUGACUGCAAGCACUCGCUUGCAUGCAUACCUAAUAUAGAGGAUCAAAUCACCUGUGAGAUCACGUCAUCUACAUAUGCAAUAAGCUAUCAGUAAAAGCUAAUAGGACCUAUUACUUUUGCGUAGGCACAAAGUAAAAAAGAGCGUAACAACAUGUUUUUGUUCUCUUACCCAGUUUGCCAAGCAUGUAUUGAUCUUGCGUUUGUAAUUGACGCAUCUGGCAGUAUCGAAGCCUCAGGGCGUGGAAACUUCAAACGUUGUCUCAACUUCGUAAAAAGAUUGGUUGCUUCCUUUAAAAUUUCACCCCGGUACGCGCGCGUCGGGGCGGUCGUGUAUUCCUCAAAAGCGAGAAGGAUGUUUGGUUUCAAAAGAUAUUUCAAGAAGAGGGAACUGAUGAAAGCUAUUGACCGAAUUCCCUAUCUUCGGCGUGGCACGAGAACAGGCUACGCCUUGUGGUAUGCACAGCGGUAUCUUUUCAGAGGUCAGCGAAGGCGUUGUAAGCGUGUAUUGAUUGUGAUGACUGACGGAAGAUCCAGUGACCGAGUGCGUAGCAGAGCAAAAGCACUACAUCGCUCAGGCAUCAACACGUUUGCCAUUGGUAUUGGCAAAAACUACAAUAUGAGACAAUUGAUACAGAUUGCGUCUUCCAAGAGAAAUGUUUAUGUGGCCAGAUUCAGAAACCUUCCAAAUAUUGUACGAGUCAUAAAGUCAAAAGCUUGCAAAGGUAAGGUAUUAAUAUAUUAAUACACUCUAGCGUGUAGUAGUAUAGUAGGCACCGAUCAAGUCGCUUUGCGCAGGAUUUUCCCUCCACCACCACCACCACCACAUUUCUAUUGUUUUUCCUCCACCACCUCUACCACCACAUUUCUAUUAGUUUCCCUUCACUAAUACUACCACCACCGCAUUUCUAUCGUUUUCUUUCCUUUACCGCCACCACCUCUUUUCUAUUGUUUGUCCUCUACUACCACCACCACUACCGAAUUUCUAUUGUUUUCCGUCCACCACCCCCACGACCACAUUUCUAUUGUUUGUCCUGCUCCACCACCACCACCACCACAUUCGAUUUGUUUUCCCUCCACCACCCCCACGACCACAUUUCUAUGUUUGGGAAUAUGUCAAGUAGAAUAGUCGUUUGACCUUUUCAAAACAAAACCGCAAGCAUGCUAAGAAAUGUGGGUAAAGAGCAAUAACGUAGUUAAAAUACUCUUUUAACCUCUCUUUUUAAAUGCCUUUAUUAAACCUGAUUUCAGCCGCCAGACCUACUCCUAGACCUACCUCCAGGCCUCCUGUUAGACCUCCGAUCAGACCUCCUGUACGUCCUCCUGUUCGACCACCGGUCAGACCUAAGCCUCGACCUCGUAAGUGUGCUCUAUAUAUUUAAGGUUACAUUGCUUUUUUGCAUAUGGCUUAAUAUGUUUAACGGGUAAUCAUAAUUUCUUGAGCUUUUAUUAAAAGCUGACACCAGUUGCUCCAUCAAUAGUUGCAGACUGUCAUCCGUUAUGCAUAGUUUCUUUUGAUCAUGACCGCCAACGGUAAUGGUCGCUGGAAAUCUACUGCUAAUAGACCAGAGAAUGACACGAUUUGCUGACCUAAACUACGUUUACAUUACACUGAUAAAUAUUGCAAGUGCAUAAAUGUAGCCAGGGUGACUGUGUGGGCGAAAGUGUGUUUGUGGGGGCGAAAGAACCUUACCGGAAUGAUAGUUGGAUUUGUCCAUUUGUUUUUGUCUGUGGAUCAUAUUUUGAUGAAAAAGCAAUUAAAUAUUUCGCAAUGUUGUAAAUUAAUUUUUGCCUUGUUACAUACGUUAAUUAGUAACACUCUAAAAUGCUCUUAUUGAAUAUUUCAAAAUGUUGUAAGUUAAUUUUUCACUUGUUACAUACGUUAGUAGCACUCUAAAAUGCUAUCUUUUUAUGGCAGUUGAGUAAGUAAUGCUCUGGCAGUUAAGAAUUGUUAUCCUCCCUGUUCAGGUCCAGUGCGUGCAUCUGCAGUCUAUCCUCUGACGUCAAAAACACGUGGUCGAGAUGUCAGCCUGUUCGGUAACCCACCAGGAAUCAUCAGGGAUGCUAGACUAGCCCCAGGUCCUGACGGAAAGCCUCUAGGCUCCUAUCAAUUCGUUGGUCGGUCAAGCAGCUACAUCGAAUUUCCCAAUCGAGGGAAGAUAGAUACAAAGCGCUCCAUCACUCUCUUGGCCUGGAUUUACCAUCAGGGACGUGCGGGGCCCAUCUUCAAUUACAAGCGAAAUGGUUGGGGCGUGCACUUUUGGAUGAUCUCUCCCAGAACGCUGUUUGUGCGGUUCACGCGUCGUAGAAGACGCCGUUUCACUAAAGCAGUGUUAAGUAGAAAAGUGGUACCUCAGAGAUGGCAGUUUGUCGGUGCGACGUAUAACGGACGGACAGGACGAGCGAAAUUGUUUGUCAAUAAAAGAUUUACAGCAAGUAAAUAUCUUGGGCGAAUACGACUCGCCACUAACUACCCAGCAAGGAUGGGAGCUCGUAUUGGUGACCGGAGGUAUUUCCGUGGUCGAAUCAGCUGUAUGCAGGUGUACGACAGGGCUCUCACUACAAGGCAAAUACUGCGCAGAAAGAGGAGAUGCUUCAGGAAAGGUAUACGUUUCUUUAUAUUAUAACCCAUUUUAGGAAUUUGAAUUAGUUUUCUCUAGUGUUAAAAGCGAAAGCCAGGGAUAGGAGAUAAAAUGUUAUAUUUUCUUAUUUUCCAACUCUACACACAUUUACACUCGAAUGCAUUUACUAAACAUAACAAACAACGUCUGCUAUCAGCGGGCUACUAUUUCCUCAUUUGUGUCUAAAAUACUUUUUUAGAUAGCUCUUUCGGACUGACUAUCUUCCUUAUCUACUCUUUUCCUUUUUUAGGGCCAGUUGUCGUUCCUGGAGUUCCCAGUUUACCAAUUCGUCCGGCGGGAAAAGGUACUUAAAUUUUUCACUUUUAUUUCAAUUGAAAGAUGUUCCCCUUGUACUAGUGGGGAAUGGCUGAAGGCCUUCUAAACGUAGGCAGGCAUCAGGGUCCCAUCUCUUUUUUAACUGUACCUUUUUACUAUCAGAGACGAUAAUGGAGCCAAGCUCUAAAUUGGGCCAUUCCAAUGAAACAUUCGGCUGUGUGUGUGUUAGGAUUUUCGCCCUUAAGAGCGAAAGGAUGAACUUAUUAAUAGGCCAUUUUCACUAUGACGACAUUUGACUGCAACUGCCAGAGUUCAUCUCGUUUUUGCUUUCUCAUUUAAAUUUGUCAAUCCCUCAACGGUUUAAAACAUAACAGCCCUAAUUUCUGCACUUAAGAAAAUAACAGCAACUGAAGGAUUCUGGUAGUCGUAGAGAAAUGACAUCAUCGUGCAAUUGUCCUAUUCUAGGCAGUCUCCUUUGAUGUCUCGCUUAGAGAGAGUUCAGUAUACUGUUAUAUGCUCAUUUUCCAGUUCUCUACAUUAGCGUUGUAUAUGGCUAGUUUUAGUAGUUAAACAGAAUAGUUUUCCUCACUGGUGGCCAGACUUGCCCAAGCUAGAAUAAUGUCAUUACGCUGGGGUACAGUGCAGGGGUAGCACAUAUUAUUUCAAAGUUCCUUUCAUAUUAUCGCAAUUUGCUACAAGUAAAAAUCAAUCAACCAAAACAGACGUUCAAAGCGUCAGGACUGUUGAGAUAUCUAUGUCUUUUCAGUCAUUAUCAUUGACGGAAGUAGUAGCCUGAGAAAUUCGCGACACCACCACUGGUUUCUCCGCGAAGUGACAUCUGAGUAAGCACUGCAGAAAUUCCAUACUGAUGACGUGUGACAACCCAGAUCUGUGUGGUGCUUCUGAUUGGUUGAAGCAAAUUUACCACGCGGAACGACCAAUCAGAAGCACUACCCUGAUCUGGAUAGUGACACACCAUCAAUAUGGAAUUUCUGCAAUCAUUUCUCAGACGUCAUUUCGCGAUGAAACAAGUGAUGGCGUCGCGAAAUGUCGGCUGUUUUUUCAUGCUACGGAAAAAGUCCUUUCUAAAUUUAUCAAAGAUAAGGACUUGGGUUAAAAGCUGUUUACUGUAAGAAAUGGCACACACAAAACUCUGAUUUAAAAUUUACUGAUGUUAAUUUACAGUUUGUAAAGCAAAGGUUGACCUGGCCUUUGUCAUCGACGGUUCUGGGAGUAUUGAAUCCUAUGGGAGAGGAAAUUUCAAGCGCUGCCUUAACUUUGUGAAGCGAAUGGUUGUGUCCUUCAAGAUCUCCAAGGGACUCACGCGUAUAGGGAUUGUUCUAUUCUCAUUUCGCCCUCGCCUUAUAUUUAACUUCAAUACGUAUAGCAGAAAACGAGAUAUUCUUCGAGCCAUUAACAACAUCAAAUAUCCAAGCGGAGGCACUAGGACAGGAUUAGCAAUGUCUUAUGCACAGCGGACUCUCUUUAAGAGCAGGAGCAGUAGUAGUAAGUGUGUAAUGAUCGUGAUGACUGAUGGCCGUUCCCAGGACCGGGUGGGCAGACCCGCAUGGGCGCUGAAAAGGCGUGGUAUCAAGAUAUUUGCUAUAGGUAUCGGAAAGCAUUACAACUUGCCGCAGCUCCUCAAGAUUGCUUCAUCCAAAAGACAUGUUUAUACGGCAGGAUUUAGAAAUUUGGCCUCAAUUGUAAGAGUUAUCAAGAAAAAGGCUUGCUCAGGUAAAAUGUGCUUUGUCAGUUAAAAAUCAUUCAUUAGACUUUUCUAUUCCGCUUGUCGUGAAAAAGGGAUCAUAAUGGUUAAUCUACUAGUCUGACAAAAUAUCUGUUAUUGCUGCUACUGUUGAAAUUAUUUUGUUGGAGAAAAAUUGACUGACCGAGAUUUGAUCAACCUGACGUCAUGUGAUUAUCAUGCCAAGUAUAAGACAAGAUAUCUCUUGUAUCUCCAGGUGCGGGGAAGCCAAGCAAACCAGCAAAGCCCAACCGUCCAUCACGUAAGUACCAUCAAAUUUGUCUUGCGUCUUUGCUAUCCCGCAACGUGACCGCAUGUGGAGCCUGGGUUUGCGCGCCAGAUAAACUCUCUUUGUUUCACUCAGUGGCGCUAAAAUGAAAAUCCAGCAAAUCGUACAAUCAAAGAUCUCUUUAAUUUAUGAUUCAAGUUAACUACAAGUUCUGCAUCACAUUUAAUGAUCAUUGAACGAUAGCUCAUAACCUGUUGAAAUAGCCUUUAUGCAUGAUCAGGAGUAAAACUUCGAAACUUUACCAAUUUCAAAACGGACGCGAAUUAGGGCUAUAAGAGAUGAAUUAUUGGUUUAGUUCCUAGAGGCUGUGGUGUUGCAUCGGUUGGGAUAAAAUACGAUGAAUUGGUUUUAUCAGUUAAAUUGAUGCAGUAGAUUGUGGGCCACCGUAGGAGGGUUGUGAAGCAGACGUUUGGAGCCCUCGAAUCGUCAGCCAUUAGUCAGUUAUUGAGACAACCUCCCUUCGGUGGCGAACCUACCUAGUGAACUCAGUUGAUAAAAGCAAUUCUUUGCUAAAAGUACAAGCUGUUUAUUUCAAAAAUGAGAGUAACGAUAAUAAUUUAUGUUGUUGUGGGUUCGAUUCUCGUCGAACUUGAGCUUCUUUGUCCCACUAUUAUUCGUGAUGGUGUUCAUAACGAAUAUUACGUAUUUCUCUAAAGUGAAGUAUGGUGUAAACUAUGUUUUCCUUUGCUUCCUCUAUCUUUUAUAUGUACUAAGUAGUUAAAGACGAGCCACUAAUGAAUGAUACUAAUUUUUCAAAGGUAACGUUCGUGCCAUAGCCAUUUACCCGCUUUCAUACCAAACCAAGGGAAAAGAUAUCAGCGUUUUCUCAAACCCAUCCGGGAAACUAGGGUAUGUCAGAUUUACCCCAGGCCCUGAUGGACGACCGAACACUGCGACCCAGUUCUAUGGUAAACCGAACAGCUACAUUCAGUUCCCUAACAAUGGGAAGCUCGACACUAGGCGAUCCAUCACUCUGCUGGCAUGGAUAUACCACCAGGGAAGCGCUGGUCCAAUCUUCAACUACAUGCCAAACGGAUGGGGCGUACACUUUUGGAUGGUGUCUCCAACAACGCUGUUUGUGCGAUUCACCCGUCGGCAAAGGCGUCUGUUCACGCGGCAUCUUCAGUACCGAGGUGUUAGGCAUCGAAAAUGGCAGUACGUUGGAGCAACAUAUAGCAGUCGAUCUGGUGUCGCUAAAUUGUAUGUAAACAAUAGAUUGGUGGCAAGAAAGCGCAUUGGAAGGUUUAGAUUGGCAACAAAUUACCCUGUCAGAAUGGGGGCAAGGAUUGGUGACAGCCGCUUCUUCAGAGGAAAGAUCUCUUGUAUGCAGGUUUACAGCGUGGCCUUGAAUUCGAGACAAAUUGCUGCUCGCAUGAAGAGGUGUUUCUUAAAAGGUAAGUUUUUUGCUGAUUCAUGCUUAAUAUUCCAUCGAGUGUCAAAUAGAAUUUUAGGGGACACUAGUACUUGAGGUUAACGAAUGAUUGAGGUAGUAAUUUAUUGUACCAUUGUUAUACAAGGCAUACUUUGGGGGGCUCAGGUAAGGUAAGAUCUAGAGUUGACAGUUUGAUGACGUACUCAAAAUGACACUUCAGCUGAACUUACGAAAGACCAAAGUGCAAUUAACUAACAUUUUGCAACCUUUUUUCAUUUUCUAGGUCCAAGGCCUGGACGCCCUGUUGUUCCAGGUGGAGUGCCUCUUCGCCCAGGAAAACCGAGUACGUAUCAGGCGGUUUGUUUCCAGAAUGCGUUCCCGGAAACUUUGGCCAGGUUUUAAAAGUAUUCAUCCCCAGUAAAAUAAAAAAGCAAACUAGAAUAUACCUUAGCUUGAAGGCCAUUUUUUAUCGUUGCAUUACUUACAAAGCAAUUUUCGUUUUCGGCAAAUUCUGUUGCACACUUUAGCGAAUCAAUGUUUAUGAUAUUCAUCAUUACUUACAUUAACACUGUUAUUAAUAUAUUUUUCUUUUUUAAUUCUAUCCGGUUUCCUAAUGAAAUGUUUUGGACCCUGCAGUAUUUCAGUGCAAAGAAUACCUUGUCGUAGACGAGCGAGAUUAGUUCGCAUCCAGAGUAACACUUGCGUAAAACCACAUCUUCGUACUUCCGUAUAUUUUUCAUAAACUAUAUUUUACUUCAUUGUUUUUCUGUUUAUUAUCAUUAUUAUUAUGGUUAUUGUUAUCAUUAUUAUUAUUAUUAUUAUUAUUAUUAUUAUUAUUACUAUUAUUUUUAUUAUUAUUAUUAUUUUUGAUCAUCACUUCCGUUUAUUUUUCAACAGCAUUCCAGUUUAUUUAUUUUCCAUCAUUAAUUUCAGUGUGCAAAGCAAAGGUCGAUCUUGGUUUCCUUGUCGAUGCAUCUGGAAGCAUCGAAAUGUACGGUAAAGGAAACUACCAACGCGUCAAAGACUUUGUGAAGGAGGUAGCUGGGAGCUUCAUUAUUUCCAGACGCGGGACGCACGUUGGUGUGGUCGUGUUUGCAAGCAGACCGGAACCAGUCUUCCAGUUUAAUACGUACUACUCACGUCGUGGCGUCAUGAACGCUAUUCAAAAGAUGCCUUAUAUCAAUGGAGGAACUCGAAUAGGAUUAGCUAUCCGAAGAGCAACCAGGUACCUGUUCAGGCCCCAACCCUAUCCUGGGCGAAAAAAGGUCUUGGUGGUUUUGACGGAUGGUAUUUCCUAUGAUGAUGUCAUCGUCCCUGCUAGGAGGUUGCGUCGUACUGGCGUCUCCAUCUACGCACUUGGCGUCGGUCUCAAGUACAGCCGGCGGCAGUUGAAGAAGAUAGCUGGUACUCCAAGGCAUGUGUUCACGUCCAAAUUUGCCACCUUAAGAUCCGCUGCACGUAAAAUCGUCAGUCGCAUAUGCUCAGGUUGGAACCCCAUUUUUAUAUGAAGUAUUAAUUAUGUACGUAUAAUAUCAAAAUAAUAGCAUUCAUUGAUAUUCAAACUUCGUGCAUUGUGUGAAAUCCUAGCGGCUCAUUUGAUGAUACGAUACCAUUUUAAGGAACGCAAGGUUUAGCGACUAGUUCGUUAUCUUACCAGCAAAUAAACGCAAAUGUUGUUCAUCGAGAUUGCGGUAUAUAGUAAAGAUAACACCGUUUAAAAUUUUUGUAUUUAUUUUGUCUUCUAGAACCUGGAGCGAAGCCUGUAAAGCCAACAGGUCCUGUCAAACCACGCCCACCGCGUAUGUGGUACCCUUUUUAAUGCUAAAGAAAUUAUAUUGAAGGCAAUGAAUCUCCAUACCCAGCCAGUGAGGGGGCGGGGGAGUGGUUACCUUCGCAAGUUUUGUUGAGUAUGUUUUGCGUACUUUGACACCUACAGAAGUGGCGUCUGGCGCUGGUUUUGAAAUAGACGGCUGCCAGGCGUCCAAACCGUCAAACGAUUUUUUCUGGCUAUGUUUAAAGAACUAUUUUAAUUUUAAUUUAUUUAACCUUUCUUAGCCGAAUGAAUUUCCUCGAGAGAAAAACAAUCUAAACAGUCCUAUUAAAGUUCAUCUCUUCUUCCUGCAGCCACCGUGCGAGCUGUUGCGAUCUAUCCCCUUAAUGGUGGAGUGAGAGGCCGCGACAUAAGUCUUAGUAGGAACCCUCCUGGUAUCUUAAGAAAUGUCAGGACUGCGCCUGGCCCUGAUGGAACACGUGACGGCUCGUUCCAGUUUCUUGGUAGAUCCACCAGUUAUAUUUAUUUUCCUAACCGCGGAAAACUGGAUACUAGACGAUCCAUUACGUUGAUGGCAUGGAUUUACCACGAGGGACGAGCGGGACCUAUCUUUAACUACAUGCCGAACGGGUGGGGCGUCCACUUUUGGAUGAUUACACCAAGAACACUGUUUGUACGGUUUACUCGUCGAAGGGGACGCAGCUUCACCAAAGCGGUAAUAAGUAGAAGAGUUGUGCCUCGGAGAUGGCAGCUUGUGGCGGCAACAUACAAUCACAGAUCAGGACGAGCCAAGUUGUUCGUACAAAAUCGAUUUGUAGCACGCAAGUACAUUGGAAGAAUACGAUUAGCAACUAAUUAUCCUGUCAGAAUGGGAGCGCGUAUUGGUGACAGACGGUACUUCCGCGGAAGAAUCUCUUGCAUGCAAAUUUAUCCGUUGUCACUGAAAGCAAAGCAGAUCAAUGAACGCAAAAAGAGAUGCUUUAGAAAAGGUCAGUAAUCAAAUCUGACAAAAAUACUGUGCAUUCAAAUAUUAAGUACUAUUUAAAAAACGAGCAGGAGUGUAUUAUCAGCUUUUUGAACGGCUUCAAAAUCCCUGAUUUAGGUCAUCUCAUUCUUGGACUAAUAUUUAGAUUUGGGGUUAUUUUGGUCUAUAAAAUUGGACGUAAAGUUUAGCUGUGUCUUUAUCAGAUAUAAAUUUCUUUUUAAUUUAAUUUCUUUUGAUUUUUAAUUUCUUUUGUUUUAUCAUUAUGAAUUAUUAAUGCGUUUUGAAGUUUUAAAACUUCAAAAACUUGAAAGUCUUCCCAAUUUAAUAAAUUCAGCAAGGUAAAAGCCGCUUCGCUUCACUGCAUGUAGUCCCAAGUAGUGAAGGAGGAGCACUUCGCAGUUUGCAAAGCUCUGACAGGGGAUAAAGUAAUGUGGAUACUUGCGGGGUUAUUUAUUUAUUUUUUAUUUAUUUACUUACUUACCAACUAACUAACUUACUCAUCUUUUACAGUUAUUCGACCUCCAAGACCGAGGCCCAAACCUCCACGUCCAAUUAGACCUGGUGGAAAAGGUACUGUCACUGUAAUCUUUCCAGAUCCUUUGUCGUGAGCCGGUGUCCAGCUACGUCUAAUAAUGCCCUCAGUUUUGUAAUUUUGUUAAAAUCAUGAUAAUAAAUUCAUCAUCGUACGUCCAGACUAUCAGAUUGCAACAUAUGACGGAUAGGCAGAAAAAAGUAAUGUUCCUUUCUUUCUUAAAGAAUAGCCUGCGAGCAAGCUCUCCGGGGCGCUGUGGCGGCGGGACGGGAAAAGGAAGGAGAGCUUGCAACUAUGUCUCUGGAAUUUGAAUAUCUGCAUCGAAAAAGUCCAUGCGAAAUGCUGAUGGGCGGAGAUGAUAUUAGUAAUGACGUCAUUACCCUUGGCACGUAUUUUUCAAUGUUUUUUUACAUUCGCGCUCGUUUCCGCUUCGCGCUGAGUGGCGGAAAUCUGACAGCUCAGUCGACGGGGAGUCACUGGGAAAGUGGAGGUGGAAUUCAAAUUCUAGAGACGUAGUUGCGAGCUCUGAUUCCUUUUCCCGCUCUGCCACCAGAUCGCCUCGGACAGCUUGCUCGCAGGCUAUUAAAGAAAGGCCCCAAGUGUUACGAGACACAAGGAGGAUGGGUGAAGGUGAAGGUCUUUUUUGAAUAAUAAAUUAAGGCAUUAUCAAAAUCGCCAUCCGUGGGUAUUAUCCUCAAACUAUGCGCUUCGGCUUUAGCAUAUUGUUGUUACAUAGUUUUUGAAUAUCAUAUUCUAUUUCAGUUUGUCGUGCCAGGCUUGACUUGGUCUUCAUUAUUGACGGUUCUGGGAGUAUCGAGCAUUACGGCAGAGGAAACUUCAAACGUUGCCUCCGCUUCGUCCAAAACAUGGUUCGUUCAUUUACAAUAUCAAGAAGUUACGUUCGCGUAGGCAUUAUCCUUUUCUCUUCGCGAUCAGAGCUAGUUCUCCGCUUCAAUCAAAACCGUGGAGUCAACAGCAUACUACGAGUUAUCGGCCGCAUCAGAUAUCCCGGACGAGGCACCAGAACAGGAGUAGCUCUCCGUUAUGCCUACUCCCGUCUCUUCUCUCGCGCCAGCAGAAGGUGCUCAAAGGUCGCAAUAGUCAUGACUGAUGGCGGGUCACAGGAUUCGGUGAAGAAGCCCGCUCAGUUGCUUCGUAGACAUGGAAUCAAAAUAUUCUGUCUCGGUAUCGGUAAGAAGUACAACAUGGGUCAGUUGCUGCAGAUGGCAGGCGGUCAACGUUAUGUAUUUACAGCUGAUUUCCGUAACCUUAGAUCUGUGGUGAGAGCAGUGAAACAAAAGGCUUGUGCAGGUAAGCAACGGAAAGGAAUAGUCCAUUUUACAGUCACGGGUGCAAACAAAGCUGGAGUUGACCUUGUUUUGAUACAACUCUUCCUCCUUUAUUAUGUUAAUCCAUGUUAUUCUUAUUUUUAAGCAUAAUUUUCUUCAGAAAAGGAAAGAGGUUUGUAUCAAAACAAGGUCAUCCUCACACUCACAUUCACUCAGAGGCUAGGGUACUAAGCUCAUAACUGUAAAAUGGUCUAUUAUAUAAGGAUCUCAUUUUAUGCAAAGUAGAAGUAAAUUGAUCAGUCAAAAUGGGAUCCUUAAUCACCCACGGUUGAGUUUCGAGAGGUUCAAAAUUACAAUUAAACAAAGAUGGAAAAAUAUGGACCGAUAUUAAUUUGAAAUAGUACAGUUAUACGGGUUGAGGCAAAUAACUUGGCGGGUCGACCAUUUCCACCAAAUAACGUCCAUGCUCUGAAGAAUUUCCACUAGUAUCCAAACUUUACGGUGUAAUUUAAGUUUUUAUAUUUGUGUGUUUUGCAGUGUAACAAAUCAGUAACUUAAAGUAUGAAAUAUUUGUCGUCUGGCUUACGAUCGUGAGGCAGAGAAGAAUGUGAUUCUUAAAAGCAAUACGAACCCAAGACCUCCCAUACACCCGUCAUGCGCACUAACCUCUUAGCUAAGGAGAAUCUCAUGGCGCGCAGGACAUUUACAAGGCUCUUAUCACACUUAUACAACUCUCUACAAAGGAUAUUUAAAACUCCUCGUAAAUUUGAACCUAGAUUUUAACCCCAUAGGUUGGAAGGGUUCUGAAAGGUUCCCAAUCCUCUUAAUUUUACUCUUGUUCGUUCAUCAAAUAAUGACAAUCGCGGUCAAAGGUACAACACAACAAACUGAUAAAAGACAUACACAAAAACCAAGGACCUAAUACAUAACCCCUGAUUCAUUUGUGAAGAAGAUGAAGAUCUGGCCGUAUAAUUGUGUUGCAGUGUCCAAGCCACCACGACCGACUAAACCAGGAAAACCUACAGGUGGGUUCUUUACAGUUCUCUCGCCAGACAGUCUCCAACCACUCCCCCGGGCCGCCGUCUGAUCCGACGACGGCGACGCCGAAAACGUCAAAAAAUCAAUAGGCUUAAUAAGCAAAGCAAAAACUCCGCACAGCAUCGCGCUUUUUUGCACACUCUUUUUGCCCUAACUGACGACUACGACAAAAGUUUGCUAAUUUCAUGUCUAAUGGAGAACGUAAGCAAGCGACGACGUAAUUUUCCGCGAUGAAGAUUGACAAAACGCGCUGUACCUUUUUAAGUGACGUUUUCGCCUCUGUCACCGUCCUCUGAUCUUUACGCGGGAAGACAUCUGGAGCCAGUUGCAUAAGCCUUAACGUCGGAGGCAAUCGGUAACGGCUGGCGUUAGGUUUUAUUUAAUUGGCACCUGGCUUUUUAGACUUAAUCUUCAUCAUUUACGUCAUUUUAUCAUAUACCAAAAUUCUUAAAAACUCUUGGACUAUUUCGACAGCUGUGAUAUAUGUGAUUUUUAAGCUGCGCUGUCAUGUUGAAUUCUGAGCCAGGAGGAUGAUUGCCUUUUUUUUUUCCAAAAAAUUACUCUUGCAACCUGACCGUGUUCCAAUUUAUUUGUUUGGUUUUUUGGUUUUUGUUUGCUUGUUCUGAUUAUCUUGAAUUAAGUUUACUUAUGUUUUAAUUUAGAUCUGUUUUUUUUGUGAUAACCUCGCUUUUUUAGAGUAAUCAGCUCAAAAUAUUCUCUAAAAUCGAUAACGAUAUUUUUUAUUAGCUGUUGGACGCGCAGGCGCUGUAUAUCCGCUCAGUUCUUCAACUCGAGGAAGAGAUAUAAGUAUCAAUGGCAACCCACGAGGACGUUCUGUUAACGUCAGGUACACACGAGGUCCUGACGGCGUGCGAGGGACGGCAACAAAGUUUUACGGCCGACGCAACAGCUACAUCCAGUUUCCUAACCGUGGUAGACUGGACACGAGGCUAUCAAUAACCCUUUUAGCGUGGAUUUAUCAUCAAGGUCAUGCUGGUCCCAUCUUUAACUACAUGCCGAACGGCUGGGGCGUGCACUUCUGGAUGGUGUCUCCUAAAACAUUGUUUGUACGAUUUACUCGGCGACGUGGACGCCGCUUCACAAGAGCAGUUUCAAGUCGCACAGUUCGCUAUCAAACUUGGCAGUACGUCGGUGCUACGUACGAUUACCGAACUGGUAUCGCAAGGUUGUUUGUUAAUAAGAGAUUUGUUGUUUCUCGGCGAAUUGGCCGCUUUAGACUGGCCACUAACCAUCCCGUAAGAAUGGGUGCGAGGAUUGGAGACAGGAGGUACUUCCGUGGUAGUAUAUCCUGUAUGCAAGUUUACAAAAAAGCUUUAACUGCGGGACAGAUUAUCGCGCGUAGAACGAGGUGCUUUAAGAGAGGUACGACUUUCUUACUCACGCACUUACGCACUCACUCACUCACAAACUUACUUUCUGACUUAUUUAAUGUAUUUGAUUAUUUGAAGUGCCUCGACCAAGACCCAGACCGAGGCCCAGGCCCAGGCCCAGACCCCGACCGAGACCUGCUCCAAGGCCUAGACUUCCUGUCCGUCCCCGCCCUGGUGGUAAAGGUACUUGUGAUUAUAAAUUGUCUUUCCUCUUGACGGAAAACAACACUCUGUAUCUAAAGAUGCAAGUUUUCUGGUUUAACUUUCUCCUUUUUUUCAGUUUGUCGUGGAAAGAUUGAUCUCGCUUUCCUCAUCGAUGCAUCUGGAAGUGUUGGUCUCCGUAAUUUCCGCCGCUGUUUGGCUUUUGUCAAAAACAUGGCUCGCGUUUUUACCAUCUCCAGAAGUUACACCCGCUUCGCUGUCGUAGUUUACUCGUCACGUUCGACCAAGAUCUUCGGCUUCAAUCGUUAUACCAAUCGUCGCUCCCUAUUGCGAGCUAUUGGCCGCAUACGGUACACAGGCGGAGGGACCAAAACAGGCUACGCACUAUCGUACACCUAUCAAAGGGUCCUUCGCUUCAGCAGGCGAAAAACUAAGGUGCUGGUUGUCAUGACAGAUGGACGAUCCUACGAUAACGUCAAGCGACCAGCAAAGAUUCUUAGACGUCGCGGUAUUAGGAUACUAUCCUUUGGGGUUGGAAAGAGAUACAGCAUGAAACAACUAUUGCAGAUGUCUUCAAGUAGAAGAGAUGUGUUCACUGCUGACUUUAGAAACUUAGGAUCUGCUGUCAGGUUGAUAAAACUGAAAGCUUGUAAGGGUAAGUUUAAUCUGGGGUAAUAAUGCAUUAGCAUGCAGAUAAUGAAAAGCCGCUUUUUAUUCUCAGUUUCCCGCUUUUUUUAUCUCAGUUUGACUAGUUCAGUCCGAAUUGCGGAUUCCAGAUUUUUAACUUCGGAAGAACCUUAAAAAAACAUGUUCUAUCUACUUUUAAGCGAGUGUUAUGACUUAUCAUUAGAAAGUGUAUCAGAGUUAGAUUCAGAGUCAGUCGAAGUCCCUGAACAAUAACUUUUCUUUUUCUCGCCCUCCGCGUAAAAAUGAUCAGUUUUAGUCAGUCCUCUAAACUAGUUCCGUUCUCUAUGUCUACCCAAACUUCGCAACGAAAGGUUAUAAUUGCUCUCCAUUACCCUUACGUCGUUUUGCUGAUGAUAUUUUUUCUGUUUUUUCAGCCGGCAAGCCUCAGCCUCCAAGACCAGUACGUCCUUUGAAACCAGUAGGUAAGCAGGCCGAGAACCUCUAACCUUUUUAUAACACCCACUUUUCUAUCAUUCCAACAAGUGAAUUUCAUUCUUUUCAGUCAAAUUCCAUAAAUGCAUUCGAGAUUUGAUGUAGGCAGCUCCAUAGUUCACAUUUCGAGGGAUUAGCAUUUCGGAUUAGCUCUGCAUAUUGCAGUAACUCUUCUCUAUACUAGAUACCAGAAAUCCCUACCAUUUAUAGAACGAACUGGAAAUUUAUUCCCCGAAAUAUUAAAAGUGAUUUUCUGAGUAUUAAGUAUAGAGUCUUGUCGUUUUAGGCAGUCAAUCUGACCUGGAGUACUUUUUAACUCUUGAGCAAAUGCAUUAUUUCUUGUUACUAGUAUUAUUUGUGCACCAAAACCGCAUAAUUUUAGCUUAACCAGAUGACAAGGGACCUGAAAACUUCAACCUUAGGGGUUUCAAACCCUUGCCUUUGCCAUUUCUGGAAUCAAAGCGUGUCAAGCAAAGAGAAACCGCUGUAGGGUUGUUAAUUGUCACUUGGCCGCAAGAAAGCCUUCUUCAAAUAGAUGGAUUACCAGGAGGCUAAUUAUUUACUUUCCAUGCACGUAUAAGGAUUGCACAAAGCUCACAGUUUUAGCUUUUCAAAGAUAACAUCUUGUGACCUAAUAUUUCCCAUCCAGUUAUCAGGAGAGCUAUGGCCGUUUAUCCACUCAACCGUAACACGAAAGGGAGAGACAUCAGUUUCUCAAGAAACCCCCAUGGACGACUGAGGAGUGUCAGGUACGCCUUAGGUCCUGACAACUCGCGGGGAGGCUCCGUUGAGUUUUACGGUCGCAGUAACAGCUACAUCGAGUUCCCCAACCGAGGGAAAAUUGACACUAAGCGCUCAAUAACGCUGUUAGCCUGGAUUUACCACAUUGGACAAGCGGGUCCCAUCUUCAACUAUAUGCCGAAUGGCUGGGGAGUCCACUUCUGGAUGGUGUCCCCAACAACGUUGUUUGCUCGGUUCACACGUCGAAGAGGAAAACGCUUCACGCCAGCUAUUUAUAGCCGAAGUGUACGACGACAGAAAUGGCAGUUUGUCGGUGCAACGUACAAUUACAGGACCGGUAUGGCGCGACUCUUCCUGAACUCAAGGUUUGUUGCUCGAAAACGCAUUGGAAGAUUUAGGCUGGCGACAAACUAUCCCGCAAGAAUGGGAGCCCGCAUUGGAGACCGGAGAUAUUUCCGAGGUCGAAUCUCCUGUAUGCAGGUAUACAAUCAAGCACUAAACAAAAAUCAGAUCCUGGUUCGUCAGAGGAGGUGCUUCAGACCAGGUAAUAGUCACUUAAGCAGUAUAUCGAAAGAUUUCUCAAACAAUCCACAGUUUUUACAGACCGAGACAUUUACAUCUUAAAGUUGUUCUCUGUGCAUUUUAUUAAAUGCAGCUUUCUUAACAAAGGUGCUAUUUGAAAGCCUGAAUGAAUGUAUUCUGACUUAUGGAAAUACAAAUCUACAGUUUUUGUCAUUUUAUUUGUAGUGUUUUCAUGGUGAAGUUAAUCACACUCUAAUCGUCUGAUCUUGACGUCUGAAGAAUCUUUCUGCUUGCGCGAUGUUCUGCUUGAUGUUAUUUCUUCUAUAAAUGACAAUGGCAUUUCUUUUAAUUUUUUGUAAGUUAUUUCUUCUCUUUUUCUAUCGCCCAAUGUUUAGUUCCCGUUAAACCCAAACCAAGACCCGUCAGACCUAUAAAACCAGUCAGGCCACCAUACAGGCCGAAAGGUAGGUGUGAUACUGCUCCUUAUUCUUGUUAUUUAAGCUCGGAGCGGACUUGAAAGUGUUGGUAUUCAUUCAAAGCAUUUUUGAAAUAUCCGUUUCUGACUUACAGUUAAUCCUCCGGCUAAUUCUUCAUAAAGAGCUUGUGCUGGCCAAAUUUGGAAGAUGUUUGAGUUCACGGCUAUGUGAAGCCGAAAUAGCCGAAUUACUGACUUAAUAUGAUAGUAAGAAUACGCACGAAUUUUUCUCGAUGAAUGUGAAUUGCUUUUUUGGUAGUAUCAGCACAGAAAAGAUAUCACCCCCCAUUUAUUUUGAAACUGCCGAGGAACAGGUUUCUUCAAGUAAGGAUGUUAAGAACUGGGAAAUAGUUUAAGUGAAUGAUAAGACAGUUCUUGAAAUCGGCUUUCGCAUUAUGUGAAGAAUUAUGCAGAUUCGGGGGGUGUUAUUCCCCUUGGCCUGCGGCUUCGGAAGGAAAAUACUCUCCCCGAUCUGCGUAACUCUUCAUAUGAUGCGAAAGCCGAAUUCAGUAACAAUUAAAGUAUAUCUUCAUUUUCAGUCAAAACUCAAGCCGUGGCAAUCUUUCCACUUAAUGGUGCUAUUAGAGGCAAAGACAUUAGUCUUCGUCAGAAUCCGCGUGGAAUACUACGCAACGUAAGACCGGCCCCAGGCCCUGACCGAACCCGGGAUGGAUCAUACCAGUUCUACGGAAGAAGCAACAGUUAUAUUCUUUUCCCUAACAGAGGUGGAAUGGACACGAAAAGGUCCAUUACCCUUCUGGCGUGGAUUUACCAUCAGGGGCGUGCGGGACCAAUUUUUAACUAUAUGCCGAACGGCUGGGGCGUGCAUUUCUGGAUGAUUUCACCUAGAACGCUCUUUGUACGAUUCACGCGCCGCCGAGGACGCCGCUUCACCAGAGCGGUAAUUAGUAGGACAGUCUCGCCCAACAGAUGGCAGUUUGUUGGUGCCACGUAUAGUCAAAAGACCGGCGUUGCAAAAUUGUUUGUAAAUUCGAGGUUUGUCGUGCGAAAGCGCAUUGGAAGAAUAAGACUAGCGACCAACUAUCCCGUUAGGAUGGGGGCACGCAUUGGAGAUGGGAGAUACUUUCGAGGACGAAUAUCCUGUAUGCAGGUGUACAAUGGCGCACUAUCUCGCUUUCAAAUCAAGACUAAAAAGCAAAGAUGUUUUAGAAGUAAGUCAUUAUUUUAAAGACAUUUUUUUCCUUGCCAUAGUUUAUAGAUUUAAGUUACUCUUUCUUUUUUUUUCCUCUAAAUUAAAGGAACAUAGAAAUAAACACUGAUCUCAGGUACUGCUGGCCAUCUUGAAUAUAACUGCUCAAAAGACCUCGGUACUUUAUUUUCGCCGUUUGAGUAAAACGGAUAAGCCGCAUGAUCGACGAUGACCAGUACAAAAUAUGGAUCUACAAGCUUUAGCAGAAAUCCCCCUCUCUGUGUCUUAUCGAAGCUCUAUGCUGGAAUUUUGUACAAUAACAAUGUUUUCGUUCUUCCUUGCUGUGAUAGAACCCACACGUCCUCGCCCCGGGCCCAGGCCUAGACCCAGACCACGACCGAGACCACUGCCAAAGCCAAAGCCGAGACCCAGACCUAAGCCUGGACCAGGUGACAAUUUUAAUGUUGAGUCUUUUUAACCGUUCAAUCACUGACGUAUAAGAAACUCUCCAUUUUCUUUUUUAUCGUCCUUUGUUUUGUUUAGUUUAGUUUAGUUUAAUUUUAGGGCGUUGGUAAAUUAUAUCAUUUGCCUUUCAGUUAGGACGCCCCAAAAAUGAAAUUAAGAAACUGGCACUGUUAACAGAAGUCGAAGUCUUCUUUUAUGUUUUCCUGUUGAUAGCGUCAUGGGUGGCUCUCCCAUUUUGUUUUUACUUCUAAUUUUUUUCAUUAUUGAUAUAUUUUGUAUUAGUGUGUAGAGCAUCAAUCGACCUUGCCUUCCUGAUUGAUGGUUCUGGAAGUGUCGGUGUAAAGAACUUCCGCCGCUGCCUUGCAUUUGUCCAGAACCUCAUCCGAGGAUUUAAGAUUUCACCUCGCUACACUCGCGUCGCAGCAGAGGUUUAUUCUUCCAGUCCGCGUAGAAUAUUUCCUUUCACACGCUACAGAAAUGUGUACCAAGUGUUAAGAGCCGUUGGAUCCAUAAAAUAUCCUCAUGGAGGCACCAAGACAGGAAAUGCUCUUAGGGAUGUCAAAAGAUAUCUCUACCGUGGAAGAUGCAGGCGAAAGAGGGUUCUCAUUGUAUUGACUGACGGACGAUCACAAGAUGCUGUCCUUAAACCAUCACGGGCGUUAAAACGCGCCAAAGUUGAUAUUUUUGCUGUCGGCGUGGGUCGGGGCUACAGUGUGACGCAGUUAAAUGAAAUAGCGACCGACCGAGGUCACGUGUUUACGGUUGAUUUUCGAAACCUCAACUCCAUCAUUAAGGCCAUUAAAAAGAAAGCUUGCAAAGGUAAGCAAUGAUGCAUUUUUGCGGGCCACUUGAUAUACUAACUGAUAGUACUGAAAAUGUAAGGAUUACUAGCGAUGCGAAGUUCGUGAUUGUGAAAUACGACUUCACUGGCUUUUUAAUCCACCAAGCGGCCGGUCAGAACACAGUUUUUUGCGUUUUUUGCAUCAGUAUGACACUUAGUAAUUCCUUCGUUUUGCAUUCUUAUUUUGUGUUUCAAUUAAUACUUUGAAUUCUUCUCUUGCUAUUUUAAGGAGGACGAAAGCCACCAGCUCCACACAGACCGUCAGGUAUGGUUCGCUGACAAUUUUCCUUUGGUUUUUCCUCUUUUUUCUGUUUUUUUCUAAUGGGAGUGGCAGGAUGUCUGACGGAGGAGGCUAUAUUCCCAUUCUGAGUAAGAGAACCAACUAAAAUAUUAAAGGCUUUCUAAACUUCUCAAGGGCUUAUAAUUUCUUUUCAGGAACACUACGAGCCGUUGCUGUGUACCCGUUGAACGUCCUCACUAAGUCACGUGACAUCAGUUUUAGCAGAAAUCCACCAGGUAUUAUGUCGAAUGUUCGACCUGCUCCAGGCCCUGACGGACGGCGUGGGACGAGCUUUGAGUUCCAGGGACAAAGGAAUAGCUUCAUAGAGUUCCCAAACAACGGUAAACUAGACGCGCGAAAGUCCAUUACCAUCCUAGCUUGGGUGUACCAUUUGGGUCGAGCAGGACCAAUAUUUAACUACCAUCCAAAAGCUUGGGGUGUUCAUCUCUGGAUGAUUGGCAGUCGGUCUCUCUUUGUUCGUUUUACAAAACGCCGAACGCGAGACUUUACAGCUGCUUUGGUGAGUAAGACUGUAAAACCCAGCCGCUGGCAGUACGUAGGCGCGUCUUACGAUCAUUCAACUGGAACUGCCAAGUUGUUCGUCAGUGGUAGACUGGUGGCGAAGAAGCGUGUCGGAAGAAUACGAUUGGCAACAAAUUACCCGGCGCGGACGGGAGUGCGGAUUGGUGAUCGCCGAUAUUUCCGCGGUAGAAUUUCAUGUAUUCAGGUGUACAACGUCGCGCUAACAGCACGACAGAUACAGGCACGAGCCAAGAGAUGUUUUGUGCCAGGUUAGUGUUCUGUCAACGGAGAAAGCUAUUUCAUUUGAAUGCAAUGCAGGGCAUUGAUAUUAUAAAAUUCCUUUUGCAUGUCUUUUAUACGCCCGUUUAAACUUAAAAUGCGUUACAAUUACUGACUUACUUACAAAUAUUAAGUAACUAAAUUAAAAUUGGUCAAGAGUUAAGUGGUCAACAGAUGCAAAUGUCUUUUGUAAAUAGAAUAUUAAAAAUAGUUUACAAAAUGUUUAGUGUCUUUUUUGUCCGUUAUUUUACCUGUUUGCGCAGGGGCAUUUCAAUAAUUCAUUUGAUGAUCUCUUAACCGAAAAAUUGAAGAUAAUGUUGUCAUUUGAAAUCAGCAUUAUUGCGCUUUAGUUGACAUUUUUUUUUUCUUUACUGACCUUUUGCGUUCCUCUCAAUCCAAAUCCACCACAGGGCUCCCAAAACCUCGUCCACCUCCUCGCCCAUCAGGUAACUUGUAUAAGAGCAGAGGAUGCUUCACAGACAAGCCGCGCAGAGCCAUGGGAAGGCUUCUUGGCAACUUGCGUCGAAGAAGAGAUGCGAUUAUGCGUUGCUUUAUGUUAGCGUCCAGAAGAGGGUAUCGCAUGUUUGGUGUGCAGGAUGGUGGAGAGUGCUGGUCAGGUCCUUUAGCGCACCGGACAUUUAAGAGAUAUGGACGCUCAAACAGGUGCAGAAAUGGAAGAGGAGGUCCUUGGGCAAAUGACGUAUAUAUCAUUAUCACUAGAAGUGAGUAAAGCGGAAAUUAGAUGUAGAAAUCCUGAUGACUGUUUUGUUCUUUCUGUAGUUUUUCUUAUUUUAUUUUUUUUUUACCUGAUUUUGAACCCAGGCCCUAGUUGUUCGAAGGCCGAUUAGCGCUAACCCAGGGUUAAAUUUUAACCCAGGUUUCUUUUUCUUUUGUUCAAAAGAAUUUUCCCAGAUUAUUUUCUCUAUUCUGUUUAGGCCAUCCAAUCAUCAAACUGUAAAGAAAAAGAAUAAAAGUAAUUUUGCUUUUUGAGCUUUGAUAUCUGAAUUCAAAUUUCGCACUAACCCUGGGUUAUCUUCGGUUAUCUUAACACUGCUUUAAACAACCCUGCCCAGAUGUUCAAGUAACGUCCGUGUAUUAAUUCGUACACACCUCUGUUCGGGUAGACAUUUUGAUGAUAACUGCGCGACAAUGUAGUGUUGGUUUUAAUUUUAGAAAAAGCUAAACUUUCUCCGAAGAUUCUGUGUUCUAAUAUGUCAGUGCUCAUGUAAACUGCAUGUGAGGGUGACAAGUAGCCCGGACCAAAUUGCAGCGUUAUCUCUAUCUGAGAGAACAAAAAUGGCUGGCUAUAUUUAAAAAUUGUUAAGUUAAGCACAGUCCUAACGAAGAUGAAUUGUAAUUUCUGAUGCAUUUUUGUUUUAAUUUAUUAAUUUUUUUUUUAUUUUUUUUACCGUUUGUCAUCUUAGGACCUGUUCCGCGACCGCUUCCUCGUCCCAGACCUCAGCCUCGUCCAGCCCUACCAGGUAUCACUGCUUUACAUACAUACUUGCUGAAGUGAUAUUCAACCUAAAACUCCUCAAAAUAUAUAAACUUUAAAUUGCUUUCCAAUCUUUUUUCUUCUUUAUAUACAUGGCAAAUUGCAAAAACAAAUGACGAUCUGUGUUAUUUUCUUAUAUCUGUAGGAUUUACAUUACCUGCAGAAUUAAUAUUUUUCUUGCAACCAAGGCUGCUUAAAAAUGAUCGCUUAUAAAAACAUCACCCUUAAUUUCUAAGCGGUAAAUAGAGGAUUGGGUUUAGGUGUUAAUUUAAUCAGAACUUGUUGUUGGAUCAGAAGGGAACAUUAAUCCGCGUUCGACUCGAUAAAAAACAUUGUUUAUAAUGCCAUUUUUUUCUAAUAUAGUCUGCAAGGCACGUGUAGACCUGGGCUUCAUUGUGGAUGGUUCCGGAAGUGUUGGCCGUGCCAACUUUAUCAGAUGUUUGAACUUCAUCAAAAACUUGGUGAGCUCGUUUACUAUCUCACCUCGAUAUUCAAGGGUGGGCAUCUUAGUAUACUCUCAUCGCGUCAUCCCAGUAUUCUCGUUCGGAAGAUACCAACGUCUCGGCGACGUACUGCGUGCUAUCAACAAGAUCAAGUACCCUAGCGGAGGAACCAAGACAGGUCGCGCGCUAUCAUACUCAAGAAAGUACCUGUUUGCAAGGAGUAAUUACCGAAAGGUCCUCAUAUUGAUGACAGAUGGCAAGUCGUACGACAAAGUGAGGCAGCCAGCCGCGACGUUACGAAACAUGGGUGUGGAGGUUUUUGCUUUGGGCGUUGGAAAACGUUUCAGCAUGCGGCAGCUCAUUCAGAUAGCAAGCAAUCGCCGGCAUGUUUUUACCGCAGACUUUAAAAACUUGGGCUCAUUUGUGAGAGCGAUUAAGCAGAAGGCUUGCAAAGGUAACCGCUUUUUUUUAGCAUACGUAUUACCUUGAAGUAAGGGAGAUUUUAUGUUCAUAAAGGUGUUGAUGCGAAUGUGGUGUCAUGAAUCCAGCGUAACCUGCAUCGCACAGGUCACAUUCAAAUUUUUUAACAAGACACUGUUGGAUCUUAAACAGCAACUCCAUGUUCGUAAAUUUUGAAGGUUACUUGAUAAAUUGAAGUGGCUUGUUUAUAAAGUUGAACGUGAACUAUGCCAUGUAGGUUGGUGUGGCGUCCGACAGGGCGAAAUGGGGUAUCUUCUUCCCCAACAGGACAGCAUCUCCUUAACUAUGUACAUAGUUAUAUAUCGGGUAGUCAAGGUGUGAACAUUACACUUUUUUUUUAGUGUUGUUAUUGUUAUUGUUAUUGUUUAUGUUGUUUCCGUGUCAGUGGUGUUUUUUUUUUCGGGGGGGGGUAUGCUUUGUUUUUGUUGUUGUUCUUUUGUUUUUGGUUUUUUGUAGUACCCUAUGCUCUUCCACUGUUACGAUUGAUGUUAGUGUUAUUCAUGUCUGAAAGUAUCUUCUAUUAGAACAGCAUUUCAACAAUCUAUCAAUUUUUUUCUCUCCUUUUUAGGUUUGAAAAAACCCAACAAGCCACGUAAGUAAAAAAAGUGUUACACUUUUGUACUAUAAACAUCUAUCUUAAAUUCAGCUUGUUUCACGGUUCAUGUUUUUCGAAAACUGGUCCCCUCAGUUGAUAUCAGACCACUACACAGACAAUGGGCAACGGUUUAAGUAAUAUUAUCUGAAGAAAAUAUGAAUCAACAAAUCGGUGGCCGUAUGGAUCGUUUUAUUUAUUGGGUUAGGGGAGACAUGCAUAGCUGAAUAAUUAAUAUCCAUCUUUAGACAGAUAUCUUUUCUUUGUUUCCUAACAGACGCCAUAUCGUCUAUCGCCAUAUUUCCGUUUAGUAAAACAUAUAGGGGAAGAGAAAUACGGAACAGAAACCCAGCUGGUCGUCCCUUCCGGGUCUUUUUAGCCCCAGGCCCUGAUGGACUGCCAUAUGGCUCUUACUACUUCCCUGGCCGACGAAGUAGUUACGUGGAAAUCCCUAACAGAGGAACACUGGACUUAAGGAACUGUGUGACCAUAUUAGGGUGGAUUUAUCACCAAGGAAACGCGGGUCCAAUCGUGAACUAUAAACGCAACGGAUGGGGAGUGCACUUAUGGAUGGUAAGUCCUAAGACGCUCUUUGUACGGUACACGCAGCGUCUUGGCCGGCGCUUCACGCAUGCUUUGGCGUACCGCGGUGUCAGGCCGCGAUCUUGGCAAUUCGUGGGAACGUCCUACAACAAAAAUACGGGUGUUGCCAAGCUCUAUAUCAACGGCAAGAUGGUAGCACGUCGCAAGAUUGGCAAGAUAUCAUUGGCUACAAAUUACGAGAUCAGAGUUGGAGCACGACAAGGUGACCGACGCUACUUCCGCGGAAGAAUUGCCUGCCUGCAAUUUUACAGUGCGGCUCUGACCACAAAUAUGAUCCGACGGCGUAUGAAGACUUGCUUUAGAAAAGGUAGGCGCUUGUAAAAUGACAUAUUUUUUUGUCGUAAUGGUCAAUAAUUACAUUGGCGGAUCCAGGGCCGAAAAGACAUUUUUUUAGACCGCCCCCUCCCCUCUUAUCUCAUGGUCUGGAUGACCGCCCCCCUCCCCCUCAUUAUCUGAAGGUCUGGAUUCGCCACUGAAUUAUGAGCUCCAAGUACUUCAUUUAGCCUAAAAGGGGCUAUGUCACGAGGAUAUUAAUGUUUUAGAUAAAUUCUGUGUUGAAGUCAUUACUUAAUGCCUUUACUUAUAAACAAAAUGCUCCUGUAGAGUUAAGAAGAAGAUGUCGAACGAAUUUCACUGGGGAGUACUAACUAUAAUAUUUUUGGUACUUUUUGCAGGCAUAGCUUUAAAAAUUGAAAACAUUGGCCCAACUUUCAAUCCAUAUUUAUCCAGGCCAUCCGUUUUCAACAAACGAAAGGAAACAGUGUCACUCCCUAAAUAUAGUAUUAAAUAACAACUCAACCGAUACAAAGACAUCCUUCAGCUUUUUUAAAAGAUACAAAAUAGCGUGACGUAGCCACUUUAAGUAAAUGACCCAGUAUUAGAAGUAAUCUCAACAAAAAAAAUGAAAGUCAAACGGUUAUGGUUACGGGUGAUUGUAUACACAGUAGCAGGGGCACUCAACGACAGUUUCCUCCUUAUACAUUGAAAACACUUUUUAGGCUGUCAAGAGUACUUCUAGAAAUGCAUUCUAAGUGGCGCUAUAAAAUUUGUAUCUGUUCGGCCACCGAAGGGAAACUCGAGUCUCUACGAAAUUACAAGAGAUUCAACUUUAUUAUUCCCAAAAUUUUAGGGGCAAUUUGACGUAUUACGAAAGUGAGAAUUUUUCUAAUUGCUCCCUCCAUCACAUUUUUGAAUCCGAAAAUUUUAGGUUUCCUUUUUUCUGUGAAAAAUGGCCUAACCUAAGGAGUGAAAUAUGAAAAAAAUAAACUUAAGAAAGUCGUAGGGCAUUUAUUACAGAAGCUUCGAAAAUUGUACAUGAACGGCACGGUCAUUUAGAAUUUUUUAGCCGUCCUCUAGUAAUGGAAAAUCCUAGGGAAUAUCUACUUCUUCGAACAACGAUUUUAGAGAAAGCAGUCGUUGGGUGCCUCUGACAUAGUUACCAGCUAUAUUUGUCCCAAAAGGAACUCGCACAAACUAACCAAAGAUGACUGAUCGUAACCAACAUAGUCAAAUAAAGGUGGAUCUUGAAUAUAUUGUCGUAGGGCCGAUGCCUGUUCCUGUGCCCAGACCAAGACCUGGUGGAAGAGGUAAGUAUAUAAAUUAGAUUUACAAGAAUUUAAAAAACGAGUCCUUUACACAGUUUAUGGAUAACAGGUGAGUGAUUUCGGUCGUUUACCAACGUGCUGUUUAGUUCAGCAGUACAUUGGAUACAAAAACCAGCUGAAUACUCUCUGCCAACAAUAGACAAUUAUAAUUGACUUCGAAAAACCUUCUUGCUUCUACAUCCUUCAUGGUGGUCCUUUAUUUGUCAAAAAUACGCCUCUAAUUUAUUAUUUACGCACAAUGCAACAUGUAAUCCUUUUCAGCGAGGGAUUAACUUGGAAAAGAAGAAGAAUUUCAUGGCUUUAACUAUUUUCUUUCAUAUUCCUGUACAUUUCAUUUUUGUUUUUUUAGUUUGCAAAGCUAAACUUGACCUUGGUUUUGUCAUUGAUGGCUCUGGUAGCGUGGGAAUCAAGAACUUUAAGCGCUGUCUUCAGUUCAUAAAGAACAUGGUUCGCACAUUCGUCUUGUCGCGACGUUUCACACGAAUUGGCGCCGUUCUGUAUAACACCAGGGCUUACAAGAUAUUUGGAUUUAAUCGGUAUGGCAACAAAAACCAGGUCCUUAAGGCUGUAAGCCUCAUACGGUACCCAAGGGGAGGGACCAAGACAGGCAGGGCCCUUAGAUACGCGUACCGUUAUCUCUUCCGUCGAAGUAAGAGACGAAAGGUAUGUAUGAUUUGACUGCUGUAACGUAACGUAUAUAAGAUGAAAAAUCCAUAGAAUCAUAGUUGUUCCUUCCCUUUCCACAGUACUCAUGUUAUGCCCGUAGCACUAAAGCUACUGUAAAACAAACAACAAAACGUACAACUUUUUUUGUAACAUUGCUACAAAACGAGUUGAAAAGCUACGUUGUUGCGCGUUUUACUGACUUCUGAUGAGAUAAAAUUACGCGGGAGUCCCGCCAUACAUGGAUCUUACGUCACUUGCUGCAAAGCAAGUUUGCCUUAGGCCGGUAAAACGCGCAACGUGUACAGAUUUUUUUGCAAAAAGUAACAUCGAGUACUCUACUUUCUGCAACAACUUUUUGCCACCUGCAACAACGCGAUUUGUUGCAAGACAGGUUUGAUUCUUGGGUGGUUAAACGAGCAACAUCGGUAUUCAACUCGUUUUGCAGCAAUGUAAAACAAAAUGCACGUUUUUGAUAGAUGUGUAUGAAAUAAAUCAUAUAACAACCAGCUCCCAACAUCGGUGGCUUCAUAGCUUAGUUGGUUAGAGCAUGGCACCAGUAAUGCGAGGUCACGGGUUCAAAUCCCGUUGAAGUUAUGAAUUUUUUUCAGGCUUCUUACGCAACUGCAUAAAUUGCUUUCACAGCGGCGAAGAUCAUUCUUCAUUUGAUUGGAUGUUUUUGUUACCCGUUUUAACGUAUCGUAAAGAACGUUCGUCAAGGCACAUGCAUGCAAUUGAUGAAAGUUAACAUGGGUGACCCCAGCCUUCAUCUGGCACCUUUCAAGUCUCUCUAACAGUGGUUGCUAUCAAAGGAUCGAAAAAAAGAAAGAAAUUAGUGUGUUGAAUGUUUAGGCUUGGAAUUGAAUGUUACCUUUCCACGUCGCUCGAUGAUGUAGUGUAAUGAUCAAACCGGUCACUUCAGUAAGUUUUUCAGAAAAGGUCUUCUGAUUCGCAUUCUCAUUUAAGGCCGUCAGGGGCUAAGUCGCGUCUAACCAUGGGGCGCGAAAGAGAUCCAGUGUUACUAACAGAACACGUACAGUUGAAUACGAGAAGGCCUGGCUUUGAAAAAAACAGAACAAUAUCUCAAACAAUGGACAAGCAAUUUGUUAUGUCACGUGCAUAGACCAUACAACUAAUCUGAUCGAUACAAUUUCCUUUUUCGUCUUCUUAAGGUGUGUAUUGUCAUGACAGAUGGUCGCUCGUACGACAGCGUGACUGCACCUGCGCGAACCAUGCGCAAAGGAGGAGUUGAAAUGAUCUCGUUGGGUUUGGGAUUGCGUUACAACAUUCGCCAAUUACGACAAAUGGCAUCCAGCCGUCGACUCGUGUUCACAGCACGAUUCAGAAAUCUGAAUUCGGUUGUGAGAGUGAUAAAAAGGAAAGCUUGCGGUGCAACAGGUCGGUAAACACUGAAACAAACAAGGUAUUCAGUAUUACAGGGUGUUAAAAUGUGAGUAGCGUGUUUGGCAGCCAAGGCAAAAUAACCCUUAUGCUUUAUAGCUAGUUUCGAUAGUACUGUAUCUAAAAGGAAAGACAUUUUUCCUUUUGCUUUUCUUUUUUUUAAACCCUAUCCUUUUAAAUUUUUUCCUACCUUAGGUGUAAAGCCAAGACCACCUCCUCGACCCAAACCUCCACGUCCUGGACAGGCUACUUACUACUGGGAAGGCUGUUAUAAUGACAAAAGAAGACGAGCUAUUAAAUCUAGACUCGGCAACUUCCACAGGCACAAAGAUCCUAUCAACGCAUGUGCUAUGGCAGCCUUAAGGCGAGGUUACAAAGUCUUUGCAGUUGAGAACGGUGGAGAAUGUUACUCGGGCCCACGGGCGUAUCAGACAUAUAACCGAUAUGGACCGACCAAUCGCUGCAGGCGAGGAAGAGGAGGAUCAUGGGCAAUGGAUGUGUACAAAUUUGGAAAACGUAAGUCUAGUUAAAAAUUACUCGGCAUCUGUGGCAUGAGGUGCCUUGGACUGGCCGUCUUCAGAAUUAAGGAUAUUCUAAAUCCGUUUUUACGCUAAGAUUACUCCUUGACAGUUACAACCCUGAUUGGCUGCAUGACAAUAGUUGUUUUUACAGUUAUUAGCGUGUUUGAUGUGGAAACAAGUCGAAAAGGUCAUUCUGCAUUGAAAUAACCCAUUAACCUCGUUUGAUCGUUUGUAUGCCUUCUUGGGCAAAGGAAUAUUUGACCGUAGUAUCAACUGUGGUUAUAUAUGUAAACAACAUUUCAGUUCUUUCAACACCUUGGGGAAAAAACAUUUCCAACUUCUUUGUCUAUCCUCAUUCCGAACCACUUUUAAUUGAAAGAGCUCAAGAAUCAAAGUAGAGAGAACCAUAUGUGUUCACUUUCUUUUCUUGCCCCAUUCGUGCCUGGAAUUUUAUUGGGCCUCAGUAUAAAACUGACCAUAGAUUUGUGCUUCAUCCAGAUGUCAGCAUAUUGCUCCUGCCAAAAGCAAAAAAGUUCAGUUCAGCUGGUGGUUUCCACUUUUGGUCUGCCAAACCUUUUUCAUGCACAAAUACUGUAAUGAUGGUGUGAACAGAACAAAGUGGUAGAGGUCUCUAAGUAGAUUUAACCAGGAGCCUUGAUAUGUCGAAUAAAAACAACAACAACAACAACACCAAAGGUCUUGAUGAAUUUUUCUUAUUGAUGACCAAACAUUAAACUUAGUCAUGUAAUAGAAAUUAAUGCCACAUACUAGUAUUUUGCUUUUGUCUAACCAUCCUCUGUUAUAUUCUAGUUCGUGGCUGGUCCAAUGUCGUUAUCCGAAACCUUGGCUGUUUUAGAGACAAACGAAGGCGAUCUGCAGGAAGUAUGGUGGCUAACUUGAGAGGCUUGAAGUAUGCUGUCAGAGACUGCGCGCGCCAAGCGCGAAAGAGAGGUUACAGAAUCUUUGCCGUACAAAACGGUGGCGAGUGCUUUAUGGGUCCGAGAGCUAAAAUCACAUACAAAAUGUACGGUCGAUCAAAGCGAUGUCGAGGAGGGAAAGGAGGUCCUUGGGCAAAUGAUGUUUAUAUCAUUAUCAUAAAAGGUACACUCCGAGACCUGUGCAGUAGUGAUUUCAGAAAACAUCUGAUGACUGAAUAGACUUCUUGUCUUUAGAGUUUUGUGCGCAUGCCCUGUAGACUUAAUAUGGUCAAUGGUGUCCACAGUCCACACUUGUGAGUGUAGUGUCGUCCAAAUCAACCCGAUUAAGGUUAAGCUAAUGGAACGAGGAAAAUUCCAAUUACCAGAUCGGAAUAAUUCCUCUCUUAAAACUAAAAUCGCUCAGUGCGACUACGACAAGUAUUCCCGUCAUUGGACACAAAACUGUCAACCUCUGAAAACAUUAUCUCAGUUUUCAUGGCUCGCACAAACUCUUUCUCCAAGUUGGCAAAUUGGUGAAUUUAGAAGUCAAAUACUCAUCUUUGUCCAUCAAUUAGUUGUUUUGUACUAUGUAUACUCUAGGAAUAUUUAAGUUGAAGGACUAAAAACAAAAAUCGGAAGAUGUUAUUAGUUACGAUUACUUUUGUGGAAAUGUCAAUCUUUGUCAUUUAAAUGCAGCUGAAGCUUAAGCUACGUGCAAACGGACGAAACAACUCCCAACAAUGUUGGGAAUUGUUGGCAAACAAUGUUGCGCCCGUUUGCACGGGGCUAAAAGUAUGACCGGUUUCAAACUUUGCGGAGCAACACGCAACAACAUCCAACAACAUGCAUAAGGGUGUGCAAACGGACGCAACAUGUAACAUCCAAGAAUGUUGGGAGUUGUUGGCCAACAAUGUUGCGUCCGUUUGCAUGUAGCUUUAGUCAUUUUGGUGUUCUGUGUUCUUUAGGUCGACCACGGCCCAGGCCUAGACCGAGACCAAGGCCACGGCCCAGACCUAGACCAAGACCGAGGCCACGGCCCAGACCUAGACCAAGACCGAGGCCACGACCCAGACCUAGACCAAGACCAAGGCCGCGACCCAGACCCAGACCUAGACCUAGACCACGGCCAAUACCUGUUCCCAGACCGUCUGGCAAAGGUAGGUACAUAAUAAAGAAUGUGCCUAAUUGUUUGAACCGUGGAUUUAAUGUUGCGUCCAAUUUGCGCUUGGAAGACAUGGCUUCAGACGUGGCUGCUGUAAAAUUGCACUGAUCUAUAUAAAACCUCCAGCUCAUUGGCAUGCAUUUUCAUGGAAGGGUUUGCAGAACCUUAAGAGCUAGGAGUCAAACACUCUAAUCGAAUCACCUGUAUACGGUCGAAUUUGUUAUUAUUACUGCAUCACGCGCUUAGUGUUAUUUUAACCUUUUUCUUUUUUCUCUCAGUUUGUCGUGCGCGUCUGGACUUGGCUUUCUUGAUUGACGGUUCUGGCAGCAUUGAGCGUUCAGGCAGAGGCAACUUUCGGCGCUGUCUAAAUUUCGUCAAGAGAAUGGUAUCUUCCUUCAAAGUGUCACCCUCCUACACCCGGGUUGGCGUAACUCUCUUCUCAUCUCGAACUUGGCUUGUUUUUGGUUUCAACCGUUUCAGAAAUAAGCGACAGAUCUACCGAGCAAUAGAUAGAAUCAGGUAUCCGAGUGGAGGAACAAGGAUUGGAAGCGCACUACGCUUUGUAAAAUACAGACUUUUCCAAGGUAGCAGACGGCGAAAGGUGGGCAUUGCAAAGUUAAAUACUUUACGUAUUUGCUUAGGAAAGGAAUCAUUUUCAGGAACUUAGAUGUCGCUCAUUAAAAACUGAAACUGAGCAUUUAAGUUCAAAUGAUUCCGCCAUUGAAUAAAUGAUGUGAAACUUGACAACAGCAAACAGGACACAUUCAUUUUUUUGUUAUUUCUUUUUCCCGUGGAAAGCAGUCUUUUUUGACAGCGACAUUAGAGUUUAACGGUGUAAUUCUGUUUAUCUUACAAUGCAGCAACUAAAAAACAAUAUUGCAAUGGUAAGCUGUCUAUAUUACAGCUAUAAUAAUCAAUUUACCCACAUACUGCCUCCGAUUUAACUUUGAUGACGUUAAUGUUCUGGAUUUAUUUCUUUUAUUAGGCCCUUAUUUUGCUAACGGAUGGCAUGUCGCAGGAUCGAGUCUUAAGGCCAUCUCUCGCGCUUCGUCACAGUGGAGUAAACACUUUCGUAGUUGCAAUCGGAAGAAGAACGAGCCGUCGACAAUUGACUCAAAUCGCGUCCAGUUCGAAGAAUGUUCACAGAACAAGCUUUGCCAGGCUAAACUACCUUGUACGGUCCAUCAAGACACAAGUCUGUGCAGGGAAAGGUAAGAUUGAAACUCAGUUUACUUUUGCUCUGGUAAUUAUAUGUGGGACAACGUCAUGUUUUUAACACAAAUGAAAGUGAAUGUCAAGGAAGGGGUUUCAAAUUAUGAAUUAUUAGUGCCAUAUUUCUUACUGUGCUUACUUCUCCAAGACGUAAUAUUCCCCUCUACUUGAGCGUUUACGAUUUUUGCUUGCUAGAUAAGUAUAAGGUUCCUUGGAAAUUUUCAAGUUGAACCAGAAAGCUUCGUUGUGAUGAUAGAAUUUUUGACAUAUCGGGACCUUUGGCUUAUUUCUGCAAAAUUGCAGUUUAGUUGUCGACGCAUCGAUUCGAACUGUUCGGAUGGCAGUCUGGGUUCGAGCCGUAGCGUUCCCAUAGCGAAACCCGGUGAUGGACAAGUAUCUUGUUCAGUGGGUGGAAGUUGUAACACUUGUGGGUGGUUUAUACUACAAGGGAAACUUCUAGCUCUGUGUACCUUUAUGGUUGUGAACACCUUUACUUUCCCUGAAUUGUUACAAAAAUGAUUCUUCAUUGCGCAUAAAUAAUAAAAUGCAUAAUAUUUAUUUCUAUCACAGUCCCAGCUGGGUCCAGGCCUUCUGGUCGAGGUAAGUCAAUGCCUUAAUAGCCCAUUUUGGAGUUCUCUAUGACCGCUGAAUUGAAGAAGUGAAGACGCAUUUUUUACAGCCUUAGCCUCAAUCUGAAAAAAUAUAUUCACAAAUUCCAUAAGAAAAUGACCUGUUUAUUACUCUGUCUAUUGUGUAUAAUCAAAUUUCAAACACUUACUUGCCAGAAUUUCUGAAUAUUUUACUUUACGUCGAGGCUAACCCUGUAUGAAUGUGUCGUUAAUAUUUGUAUUCAGCGGUGAUUUUUAAUUCGAAACUGGACUAUUUCAAAGUUCUAUUUCUUGUGUUCUCUUUCAUUUACUGAUACUUUUAUGGAACUCGUGCUCUCAUUUAAAUUCCAUAUACGUCUUGACUUCACUUUUCUAUUUUUUUUUUAUUCAGUGUGUCGUCGACGACUAGACCUGGCUUUCUUGAUUGAUGGAUCUGGGAGUAUCGAAACCUCUGGUCGUGGUAACUUCCAACGAUGUAUUGAAUUUGUCAAGACCGUGGUGUCCUCAUUCAGUAUUUCCCCCAGCCGUACCCGUGUGGGGGUAGCUUUGUUUUCUUCCCGUGCUUGGCUAAUACUGAACUUCUAUCACAGCACGAGCAAGGCAAAAGUGUUGUACACCAUAAGUAGAAUCAGAUACCCUCAUGGAGGAACCAGGAUUGGAAAGGCUUUGUACUUUGUCCUGAAUCGGUUGUUUAGACGAAGCAGGAGAGCGCUUAAGGUAAAACUUUAUAAAGGGAUGAGGCUUUAAAAUUUUCUUCCCAAUAAAAUGUUUUACGUUAUUUCAUUACUCGCGCAAAGGAAUCAAAUUCUUUUAUGUUACCGGUGCAUUUAAACCAUAACUAACGGUCCAUUUUCUCUAAUCUCCUACGCACUGUAUCAGAAUUUCGUUUCCUCUGCAGGCUCUUGUCGUUCUGACGGAUGGCAUCUCACAAGACUCAGUUCGAAGACCCGCACUUGCUCUACGGAGCAGGGGUGUAUGGGUGUUCGCUUUAGGAAUCGGCAGACGGUACCGAAUAAGACAACUUCAACAAAUAGCUACAAACAGGCGAUUAGUGUUCACCGGCAACUUUAGACGGCUGACCCAGGUGGCUCGACGAAUCGCAAGAAGAUUGUGCCGAAGUAAGAUCCAAAUUUAGUAUCUUUGUUAUAGAUGUGAGAUACUCGCCCUAACUCUAGGAUUUCUGGCCCGUCAAGCAGCCACUAUGGUAGCUUCAACGGUUUUGCUGUACUUGGCCCACGCCUCUUACCUAGGAUAGCUUUAUUUAUUUAAGUCCUUGAAUUACUUGUUGUUAAUUGCCAUCCAAACUGCUUGCAUCUGAUCAAUAAUAAACCUGUUUGUGCCAGGUCGCCCACUUCGUUCCAGGCCUUCCCUUCCAGGACCCAUCAUAAGGCCAAGUGGCCCCGGUAAGUCAUUCGAAUGUUGUAUUUCUUGCAUUCGAUUCGUUUCUCAGCCAAUCACAAACAACCAGAUGCCUUAAAACAAAAAUUUCUUUUUAAUUUUGCCCGACGAAAGUGUGAAAAGUUUGUCAAAAGACCUGUACUUCGCAUUUACAAGGGAAAUCCGGAAAUCUGGUCGGAAAUCAAAUGGUUCGCGCCAUUCCCUUCGGGGAGCUUCAGAGGACAUGGGUUGUGAUUUGAGGGGAUGCAAUUUUUCUACUCUUUUUAGGGCCUGUUUACACGGAGUGGGGGACCCCGGUCUAGUGGGGUAAGUUUCUUUUGUUUUGUGUCCCCCAGAGCGUGAAAACAAAAGAAACUUACCCCACUAGACCGGGGUCCCCCACUCCAUGUAAACAGGGUCUAAGUCUGUUUAGCUGAUUUGGAUAUACAUUAUCGGUAACGGGUCGUUCUACCACCACGUCAAAUUUCAUAGUUUUAUAUUUAUGCACAAGAUUUCCAGCCGUUUGGUUUGUGUCAAUGCUAAGCACCACAGGUGAAAAAAGAAACUGAGGAAAACCCUGUACGUAGUAUUAGUAAAAAGACGUCGUAAAACAACGCCCAACGAUGAGAACUGGGCAAACCCCGCCACUCGGUGCCCACGUAAGUUAGUUUCACAGCAAGGUCGGCAAGUGAAGACCUGAGAGUGAGUUAAACGUUGGCAACAUGAAUACCAUAAACAAUCAGGCAAUCAAAGAGUGGCAAUAAAUCAUUGCCGUGCUUAUUAUAUAGCUCGGCAUUGCGAACCUUCACGCGAAAGCUAAGCAUUAUUAGGAUGAUUUUAAUAAAACUAGACCCUUUUAAUUUUCAGUGUGUCGCAGACGUCUUGAUUUGGCUUUCUUAAUUGACGGAUCUGGAAGUAUCGAGGCGUACGGUCGAUGAAACUUCCGUCGAUGUCUCAAUUUUGUCAAACGAGUAGUGGCGUCUUUCCACAUCUCCCCGAGACACACCCGAGUUGGCGUUGUUUUGUUCGCUUCCCGUGCAUGGCUAGUGUUCAAUUUCAGACGCUUUAGAAGCAAACAUAGCGUUUUAUACGCUAUAAGCCGCAUCAGGUACCCGAGAGGAGGUACGAGAAUCGGACGCGCGCUAAAAUUUGCCAGAUAUCGGUUGUUUAGAAGAAGGAACAAUAGGCGGAAGGUAAGUGUUGAAUAUAAAGUCCUUCAUUCAGAGCCAUUCCCCAAUUGAGUCGGAUCCAGUAAUGUCCAUCCCGUGGAAAGUGUUGACGGUCGGACAGUUUUUGCAAUUGCUGAUUUAUGACACUUUACAGUUGAGUAUGAUGAAAGUUUUUGAAAGCAAAGGUAAAUUUAAGCCUUCUUCGAAAUCUUAGAUUCUAAAUGUCUUAGAAUCGUGCCCUCAAGUCUUCGAAAAAGAAUGCUUUUAACCAGACUACCCUGUUAAGAAGCUAUCAAGAAUCCAAACACAUUUUUGAAGCCGGUUUAAGGUUGGGUUAGGUUGCGCCUUGUCGCCUGAAACCACUCUGUGUUUGGAAACCUGAUGAAAGACUCCUUCUUGUGUUUAAGAUAGCAUUAAGAUUCCGAAUUCCAGGAAGAAAAAUAAGUUUUGCUUGUUGGAUAGCUCUAAUAUCCAUUUUAACGGACACAUCAAAGACAAAUUGCUCGUGGCUUGUAACAAUGAAAUACGUCAUUGACGCAACAAUUGUCACUUCCUUGAUGUUACUAUACAUGUAUAUGAUCUACGAUUUCCACUCCAGGUUCUUAUCGUCAUGACUGAUGGUAUUUCACAAGACAGGGUUGUAAGACCGUCACGUGAUCUCCGAAACACGGGCGUGCGUAUUUUAGCACUUGGAAUCGGCAAAAAAUUCAGACAGGUUCAGCUUAUUCAAAUGGCAGCGAGUCGACGAUAUGUGUUCAACGCUGAUUUCAGAAGCCUGAGCCGAGUGGUGAGGUCCAUUAAACGAACAGCAUGUGGAGGUAAUUAGAAUGGGUUAUGGCGCCAUAAACCAGUGGUUUGUUCAAUAUAACUAGUGAACACUCUUUUUAUAAAAACCUUUUUGCAAGAACGUUCAGCAUUAAGUUUGCCAAAAUAUUAAGAACAUGCUAACAACAUACCCGAUGCUCAGAGACAAACAAUUUAUUUUUCACUGCUUUUAAAUCGUACUUUCCUAAAUCCAGAAAAUCUGUUUUACAUAAUGGUCCACAUGGAAUCAGAGUGCAAGUAAAAUUUUGUUUUUUCAGCACAUUCCUAUCGUGCAUGGUCAAUGAUACAUUUACAUUGUACUUGUACAAUUCAUUAAUGUGAAAACUAUACUCAUUAUCUUGUCUUGCCUAUAUGUACCUUAAAGUUAUCAGAUUUCCGUUACUGAAAUUUAAGAACAUCCGUAAGGACAUGUCCAGGCUGAAACUGCCCAGAAAAUAAGAACGGAAAAUAAGAACGGUGCAGGCUCGACUCAAAAAGUGGACGUUCUUAUAAAAAAGAGUGUAGUACAAGUGUAAUGUACAAGUGUAGCUGUAGUUUUCAAACUCUGAAGAAACUUAAUAGUCACUUGCCUUGGUUCGAGAUUCCUUCGGGAUUGAAAUAUGAUAUGCUUUCAUGAGACUAUGUACGUGUCUUGCAGAAGCUGGGCGAGGUAAGUGAGAAAAAAAAAUUGGAAACCCAAUUUAGUUUAGUCAAAUCGUUUAUUUAGCAAUAAAACAAUAUCAAGUUAAAAGGGCAACUUACGUAAAGAUUUCACCUCGCCUAAUAUGCGCAUUGUCAUGCCUGGAAUAGCUAAUAAACAAUCUUGUCGCUGUGUUGUAGCCAAACGACUGGGCCGAGCGAAAGGAAGAGGCCGAGGGGGGCGUCGUAUACGCUGGAGAGGAUUCGGACGUAAAUUGCGACGUGGCAGACGAAUUCGUCGAAUAAUGAUGAGGCGACGUGGACGACGAAUUCGUCGUAUAAGGAUGAGACGACGGGGACGACGAAUUCGAGGUGUACGCCGGCGUCGCAGGCGAAAAAUGUUGCGUGGACGACGGAUACGUCGCAUAAGGAUGAGACGAAGGGGACGACGAAUUCGUGGAAUACGCCGACGUCGCAGACGGAAAAUGAUGCGUGGACGACGGAUACAUCGCAUAAGGAUGAGACUACGGGGACGACGAAUUCGUGGAAUACGCCGACGUCGCAGGCGAAAAAUGAUGCGUGGACGAAGGAUACGUCGCAUAAGGAUGAGACGACGGGGACGACGAAUUCGUGGAAUACGCCGACGUCGCAGGCGAAAAAUGUUGCGUGGACGUCGGAUACAUCGCAUGAGGAUGAGACGACGGGGACGACGAAUUCGUGGAAUACGCCGACGUCGCAGGCGAAAAAUGAUGCGUGGACGACGGAUACAUCGCAUAAGGAUGAGACGACGGGGACGACGAAUUCGUGGAAUACGCCGACGUCGCAGGCGAAAAAUGAUGCGUGGCCGACGAAUACGUCACAUAAGGAUUAGACGACGGGGACGACGAAUACGCAGACCAAUCAGACGAAGACGAGGAAAGCAAAGUAUGUGGAACUGAAAAUCGCAUAUUUUAAUUUAUCUAUGUUGUUUUAAGAAACGGUCUAGAUAAGAACGAUAGCAACAACGGCAACGAACAUGUUGGAAUGCAAAAAAGGUGAUAACUUUUCUACUGUCUGUACUUACUUCUGAUUGGCUUAAACAGCAAAAGUUAACAAAACUCCGUAAAGCAGUACAUAUAUUCAUCCUUACUUUCCAACCAUCUUCCAUAUAACAAAAUCUGGUCUCAGUUGGAAUAACAAAGAAAUGCUAUGUGGGGAACAUGUAAAAUUGUAAACUUUUUUUGGCUAUUGUUUUCAACUCUUGUGAUUGGUCAAAAUCUUUUAAAACAAAAAAACACCUUUUCAAAGUGGAGUGUAAAUGCAUUUUAUUGCGUAAACGGCCUUCAUGUAGGUUUAUGCAUUCUCUGUGUAAAAAUGAGAACGUUCCUAUGUGGGGAAAGCACCGUUGCCGCAUAACAAAAGAAAUUACUAUCCACCUUACCCGGAUCAUUACUUAACUCUACAGCAGUGGUGCAUAAAACGAGACGUAAGUAGCAAUAACCUCCUUGCGACUCUUUUCCGCAGGGGCCGGAAAGAAACGAAGCUUAGUUAUUAAAAUACCCAACCAUAACGAUGGCAUUGGAGAGUCAUCAGGCAAUAAUCUCCAAAUGGCGUGGGGCGAACGAAGCACAAUAGCAAGGUCCAAGAAUUCAG